GAGAAGAAGCUGUUUAUAAUCAACAGUAUCAAAAGCUGUGGAAAGGUCAAGGAGAAUUAGUAGUGACCGUGAGAUUUUGCAGCGAGUAGAUCGUUUGAUACUUUGGUCUUUCUCGUUUGUUGUGUGUCCAUGAAAAGUGCAUGUUAUUUCAGCACACGUGAAUGCAUGUUAUUCCAGCACACGUGAAUGCUAGUGCUUGUACCAGAGGUAAGCAACUUUCUGCACUCCAAAUGUUGUGGACUACAGCUUCCAUAAUGGUCUUACUUCUAUAAUGCAAGCAAAGCAUCAAGGGAGAUGUUGUCUACUUCUGGUCUAUACACCGAGCCAUGCAGCAUGAGUGCAGUUAACCAUGAGCUAAUUUUUCCGCCAAUGAAUAGCAUCAAAAUAUACUGUGCAUGAACUUGAUAUUGCUAAUAUUAUAGUGGAACUUUGAAAGUGGAAUUUCUGCAUUAGAAGUUCUGGUGAGCGGUGUCUGGACGACGAGGAAGUUGUGUAGUGGUUAUAGUGCCUACAAAAUCAAUGCAUCAGGUUGUUUUUUUAAUUGCAUAUUUAUUUUGUUAACCAUGUUCAGCUAGCUGCAUAAGUAGCAAAAAAUCCAAAAAGCGAAUAACUCCAAAAUUGCCUCUGUAAAUGAAAAUUCCGAGGCAGAUUUUAUUUCCAUUCAAUGGCUGGUGAAUGUGCAGAUUAUAUACCUCCUUUGCAAUUUUGUCUCUUUCUGUGUAUUUGUCUAAGACUUUAAAUAUCACUAAAUUGACUGUAUACAUGUUUGAAAUUUGAUAUUUGGACACAUUUGGAGAUUUUGAGCAGUUUUAUAAUCCAAAUAUACAGUUAUACGAAACAGAGGGGGAAAAAAUAGUUCUGGCAAUUUAUUCGGACAAUCUGGAAUGAACAGCUGGAAUGUACAAUAUUUCUUUGAGUGUGCUUGAAAUUUUUUUUUUCUUCAAAUCCUCUCACAAUGUUGGCUGAUGUAAAGCAGAUUGGGGGACGUUGGAAGGGUGAUGUGGGGGGUAAUUUCCCUCUCAUUCUAAGACAGCAGAGUGACUGGAGUUAAAUACAAGCAUGCAGUGUGACAGGAUAUGUGAUUACUUUUUUUGUAUUUUUUUUUUUUUUGCAAGUUUCACAAUUUUAUCUAAUGUGUUUCUGAAGGGGGAGUGACCACGACAGGGUUUACAUGAAUUAGCUAGCCCUAGCUGAAAUUCCAGCUAGUCUCCAUCACACAGAAGGAGGGAGGAUGCUGGGGAAAUACCACAACAUGUUUGCAACUGCCAUCUUCUUUCUUUGCACAGGUAAGGCUAAAGCUCAGAUACAUUGUGCUGCUUAUUGUUAUGCAUAUAUUUACUUUGUCUUAUUAGGAGGAAUGGGUAGCUGUAUUGAUUAUAUGUGCAUGCUAGUUUGUGUGUCACCCAGCAUCCUCUAUGGUCUGUUCUGAAAAAUGAGCAUUCUUCAAACUAUGUGGUGUAGGUCCAUUAUUAUUUUUAUUGCCAUUUAUAUAGCGCCAACAGAUUCCGUAGCGCUUUACAAUAUUAUGAGAGGGGGAUUUAACUAUAAAUAGGACAAUUACAAGAAAACUUACAGGACCGAUAGAUUGAAGAGGACCCUGCUCAAACGGCUUACAGUCUUUAGGUCAAUGCAAUCUUUUUUUUAUAUGUGUGUGUCCUAAGUAUGAAAUGAGUAUUGUCUUUAUUUUUACCUUAGAUGAAAGUAAUUUGUUUUAAAGAAUGUCAUUAAUUUAUUUUAAUAAUAAAAAAUUAAUUAGAAUACUUUUUUCAUUUCUUAUUUAAGCAACUAAAAAAAAAAAAAAGACCAAUUACAAAAAAAUGUAGAGAAGUUAACAAAAACAAUGCUAUAUUUUUCAGGUUUAGGCUAACUGUUUUUUGUAUCUACUUUUACAAAUCUAACUGUUUUAAGGUAGUGAAAAACACAACCACGUCAUUGGGAUUACAAUCCAAUGCAGCUGAGGUAAUAGAUAUUGUCUUUGUUUGUAAUGAAGUUAUUUCAAAGUUUAGACGGCUCUCAAGUUGCAUGACAACUGCUUCCUGCUUAUAGCUUAGCAGUUAAUAAGAUGUAAUAUUUUUCUUUUUAGUUAUAAUUCAAAUAUUGUCCUUAUAGAGUCCAAAAGGACUCUAUAAGGACAAAAAGGGUAUUUGAUUUUUAUUUGGAGUGGGGAGGGGGGGGGAAAGGGAGGUGUAAAUGACUCUCUGAAAGUGUGUCUCAAAAGUACGGCGUAACAGCUGCGUAAAUCACAUUAAACUGUACUGGAGAAUAGUAGUAUAGUAUACUAUUUAACGUUUAUUUUCCUAAAAAUAAUGCAAUCUUGUUAACCUUCAAAACAAUUUGCAUUCACUUUUUUUAAAAAUGUAAGUGCAUUAACAGUUCCUAUUAAAAUUAUGUUUUUGAUUAAUUAAAUUAUGUUGUAUAAAUUAAAUCAUGCAGCACAAUACAUGCUUAUGUCCAGAUAAAUGUAAGUAAUUUAAAAUGACCAUAAAAAAGAUAUUAUUAUUAUCAUUUAUAUUGCGCCAACCUAUUCCACUGUGCAUUACAAUAUCAUUAAGGGGACGUUAAUAAAAAAUGAGAUAAACUAUUUCAGCUUUUAACUGGAACAAUAGGUUCAUGAGGACCCUGCUCAAAUCAGUUUACAAUCUAUAAAACUCUUGUUGCACUUUGAAAUUAAAAAGUAGCCACAAAAAGUUGUCAUGUAUGAGUUACUUUUUAAGAGAAUGUAUAUAUGAAAAGGAAUGCGCCCUGCUUUAGUAUUUUGGUUUAACACUUUCAGAAACAGGAGGAAAGCAUUAAGUCUGCUUUAUGGAGAGUUGUGCAGAGGAAUGUGUAACUUCCUUUCCCAGGAGAGGGUGACUUGAUGCAGGGAUCUAAUUUCUACAUCAAUUGGUCCUGCUAACUGUUAACGACUAAAGUUCUAGAGACCUUAGUCUCUAAUAGAUUUUGACUUGCAGGGCUGGGAUUGCAUUUUUUGCAGUAGAUGUCUUAAGGACAUGGGUCAAUAGAGAAAGUGAAGCUUUUUCUUUUGAAUGCACAUCUUUCUGAUUAGUUCACUUACAGGGUAGUUCACUAAACUCAGAAUUUUUGUGAAUUCAUUUCACGCAGAAAAACUGUGGUUAAAUAUGAAACAAGAUCUGACUAUACCAGAGUUGGAGAAUCUUUCACGAGCAACUAUUUUUACUACACUUUUGCCUUAUGGAAUUAAUUCACACAAAUUUGCACGUUAUUGAAUACUCCAGUUAGUCUCGCCACAAGCACAAGUCACAUGAUUAGGACUGUCGUUUAACAUGCACCAAAUCUUCACCUGGACUCCAUGUGACCACAACAGCAUGCAACUGUAUGUAUUGCACAGUUAACUGACCUUCCUAACAUAGAGCUGUGGGUCCUCAGCUGGUUAGAUAUUUAAUCCUUCGAAGGAUGAGCUCAUACUAUGAAAGCAUUAUUAUAAUGCAUUUUUGGAGCUUCCAGAGGUCUGUAUUCUAGCCUGGGGAACAAUGAUCUCAUGCUUAUAUCCAUGUUCUGGAACUUUUUAGACGAAAAACAUGGAGUUAAGAUAUUUUGUUUGAAAUUGAUUUAUUACAUUGUGGUAUUGUAGAAUUUACUAGUUAGCAUGUGGCACUUGAGUUAUAAAGGAAAGUUUUACAGUGCAAAUACUGGAACUAGUUAGAUGUUCAAUCCUGAAAAAUGAUGUACUCAUCUUCCAAAAUCAUGUAAACUUUGCAGUAAUUAAAAAAAUGAACACGAAAAAAUAAAAUGAACAAUAUUACUACAAUAAACAUUCUAGAACUAAAAAAACGCUGGAGCCCAGUUAUGUAUUCAGAUUCAAUGUUGCCAUAGGCCUAGCCAAAUGUUUGGCCCUCCAGUCACACAGAGAUUAAACCUACUGUACUACAGAGUGUAGCCCAUGAAGUAGCUAAAGGGAGUGGGCCUUGACAUUGCCAGGAGACAGGCAUCAGGGUCAGGGAUUGGUCUAAGGAAAUGGUGUGGGGUGGAGUUAUAAGGGGAGUAUAAGUAGUGGCCAUUUUAGAACUAGGUAUCACUUCAAUCUAAGUUGCACUUACCUGUUGUUGUCCCACCCACCCUCCCUUUGCUUUCAGGUGUUUCCCGUUUGGUCACGGCGGCGGGGGAUGGAGAGUAAAGUUGGGGGGAGAAAAGAGUGAGAUGGGGAAAAAGCUUGGAGUUCAGGGCUAAUAGGUAGGCCUUUGGACUGGUUUGGUAGGUUCAAGCUCGUAAGUAGCUCCGAACCGGGGUGUGUAGGGGUGUCUCGGUAUGCCCCUACAUUUGUGGUGCCCUUUGGUGGCAAUGGAUGGUGCCCUUUGGUGGCAAUGGUCAUGUUUCAAUGUUAGGUUAAAUGUUACAAUGUUUGGGUAUUAUAUUAUGUGGGGGUGGGUCAUUGUCAAGGGGUUAAAUUGUAAACUGCAGGAUGGUAAUUGUGCAGGCCAACGUUGGCCUGCUGUUGACAAUGACCUUUAUAUUUUAUGUUAAGUAUCAAAUAAAGCUGUGAUAUAAUUUUGCCAAAACUGUGGUGUCAGUGUUUUAUUGGAAAUGGGUAUUUGGUGGGGUUUAAGCAGAUGCCGACAAGGCGACCGUGCAUAUGUCAUGCAGACUCACAUUUGAGUUGCAAGGGGUCAGUAAGGAUCCAUAAUAGGUGGCUGAAGAAAUGUAUGCAGUGGAUGACUGGUCCAAAAUAGAGUAAAAUUGUGCUGUUCUGAUUGAUGAAUGCACUCUGAUCGCCCAAUGCAAAUAUUAAAGGAACAAACUGUAGUGCUUAUGGCAGUUCUCUGGCUGAGGUAGAGGAGGUGGAAAAUGGCAUGUAGUUUACUGUUCUAAAAUUGUUUGAUUUUUUACAAAGGUGGGGCACCAGGUCACUCCUAGCACGACAACAAGUAGAAUACCCUGUAUUGGUUAUGAUGCUCAGAAUGUUUAUUUAAGCCUUAAAACGGAUACAGUUGAUAUUGCAAAAUCAGAUGAAAUCUGUUUUAGUGAUAUCAUAGAAGACCAGAAGAGCCACAGCACUUGAGUGAGCCAAAUAAGUUUCAAACCAUUCUGGAACAGUUUGACAGGGUAGUUCUUGAGCUUUAAUCACUAAAGCACACUGUAGUGGUUAUGGUGAUUGCAGUGCCCUUUUUUUUGGAGGCGUUAAUAAUAUACUGAACUCAACCGUCUCUUCUAUAACACCAUUUUAUUUUACACAUUAUAAGAAGGCUCGCCUUUUUGUCUAGAAUACUUAAAGGAAAACAUCUACGCAGGUAACAAGUGUCUUUAGAUGAGGAAAAGAGCAUUCUGGGAGAAAAAAAACAGAGGUUUUAAGGUGUCAUAGUCAACUCUUUAUAAAAGGUUUCUAUUAUAGGAUGUUUUACUUCCCAUUUCCUAAUAAUCAACUAUAUUUUUGAAUUCUCCUACUACGUUAGCAUUUAUUGUGACCUAUAGAAACUUUUUCAGUAAUCUCCUUUAAAUAUGUGAAACUAUUUCCUAAUUUUAAACUUUGAUUACCAACCCUCCUAUGAAGAAGUGGCACAAUUUUAUCCUUUAAUUACCACAUAUUUAAUUAAUCUUUAUGUAAAAAAUUUCUCUGUUUAUAUGGUGCAGCUUGUACUCCAAAGAGAUAUUGAUUGUAUAGGUUGAUGUGAGCUAAUUCUUGAUAUGUAUUCAAUAUAAUAGAAAACCAGUGUCUUUAUUAGUACUAUUAUUAUUAUUAUUAUUGCUAUUUAUAUAGCGCCAACAGAUUCCGUAGGGCUUUACAAUAUUAUAAGAGGGGGGAUUUAGCUAUAAAUAGGACAAUUGUAGAUUAUACUAGCUUUAGUGUAACUAUAAUCUUAAUUUUAUUAAUGACAGGAGGCGAAUAUUUGCCUAAGUCUCUCUUUACUAGAACUCCACAGCAGCACAUUAACAUAGAGAUAAAAAAAAUCAGGAAUCUAUAAAAGGCUUCUCCCAACUAAUUAUUUCCUCUUUCACGCUGCAACAAAUAAAGUACAUAAACAAUACACCACAAAUACAAUAACAGGAGAAACAAACAUAACAUAACGAUGAAUUCCAUCCGGAAUUGAAACUGUGGAACCAGUGGGUGAAGCCUUGACCUUUAUUCUGUAGAGUAGUCGGAUCUAAGAACUGUAGCCAAACCAUUAAACUGAAACGAGAUAAACAGUCGAAAACACCAAUUAGCGAAUGAAAUGUACUAAGAAAACAUGAAUCCCCAUCAUAAAUACUGACAGUAUAAUAUCCCAGAUAGUGAAAAAACCUGAAUCCCCAUCAUAAAAUACUGAUGGUACCAUAUCCCAGAUAAACCCCAUCUCCCCCAGAUAACCAACCUAGCCCAGGAGAUCAGGUGAAUAAACAACAAGUCAGUCAAACCAACAAACAACAAGGGGAGGGAGAAACUGGGAGGGAAAUAUUCGCCUCCUGUCAUUAAUAAAAUUAAGAUUAUAGUUACACUAAAGCUAGUAUAAUCUACAAUUUUAUAGCAUGACAGGAGGCUUCAUAUUUGCUGUUUUAAUGCUCAGACAGCAAAGACCAAAGAAACACGAUCCAACCUAAACCUAAACUCUGCGAAGAUAGCUCCUCGUAACCGGCACGAUGUCUUGGAGAAAAACGCCCGCCAUGUCGGUACCUGAAGUCGCAGUGUUACGGUCUGAAGUGAACCGAAAAAACCUAUACGCCCCGCCAAUGCCAACCACAACCAAGCAGAACAUGAAGGGCGAGAAGAAGAGAAGAACCAUUUAAACAAACGGUGACAUCGAACACUGCCUAAACGUGGGAGCACUACCAAAGUAAGAAUAUGACCCUCGGGUCUGACUAAGGCUGAUAAACAACUAAGGUCCGAACCGCCGAACCCAUCUGAAAGAAAAACAAGGUAUAGUAACGGAAAUAAAUCCAGAAUCAGUGAAUGGGCAAAACCCGACAAAGCCCACCAUAAGAGCAUGACAAAAAUGUGUGUACCCCCUGGGGAGAUGAAUACCCGUCCUCAGGAAUCGUAAAGGGAAUUCUAAGCAGAGCGAGGCCCGCCGACAACAGUCGUACGCGCUACAUAAUCUAAUUAAUAUGGCAGUCCCCGGUAAUAAAGUGACCGAACAAUACCCGAACCCUGUAAAAGCUGUAGAAAAAUUAGGAGAUCCGUACCAGACCCAACUACGUCAGGGUCGCCAUGCAGACCAAAGUCUCACAAUCCCCGAGAACAAAUGAGCAAGGGUCCAGGGAAUCCAGGAACUAGGUUCGACUCUACCGAAGCAGAGAUCAUAAUUCCAAAGUACCAGCAGACCGAGGCACCUGUAGAAAGGUCCUGAGACUCGUCCGCGUCUCUGUGUCGAACACUCCUGGAGAGAAUUGUCCAUCGCUGAGCAAACAGGUCCGUCAUCCAGCCGAACUGGUCAGGGCAUGAUGGGUCCUCCUCCAUGGACUAAAGUCUUGACGCCGGGUCCUCCCAGAGAAAACUAUUCCAUACGUACGAGAACUCAGGAAGAGGAGAGCAUAGGAGGCACCCCAUUGCGUCCAAUCCACCCUCCAAGUCAGGACCUUCAGAGAUGUACAGGUGAGGAACUGCGCAUCCCAUUCUUCCGAUAAAAUGUACCUUUCGCUCUUCAGAUAAGAUGUACAUAACACUUCUUCAGAUUAAUAGCACAUAACACACUUCUGUGUAACUGUAAUUAACACUCUUCUGUGUAACUGUACGUAACCUUCUGUGUAACUGUACAUAACACUCUUCCGUGUAACUGUAUGUACAUUCUUCUGUGUAACUGUAUAUAGCACUCUUCUGUGUAACUGUACAUAAUAAAUGAUUGUGUAAAUGUACAUAGCGUUCUCCUGUGUAACUGUACAUAGCAUUCUUCUGUGUAACUGUACAUAGUAUAUUACUGUGUAACUGUACAUAGUAUAUUACUGUGUAACUGUACAUAGCCUUCUACUGUGUAACUGUAGAUAGCAUUCCUCUGUGUGACUGUACCUAGCAUUCCAUUGUGUAACUGUAGAUAACGCACUUUAGUUAAAUAGUGCCUGACACUCCAUAAAUAGUGAACUUGCAUAUUGAGUACACCUGUAGUCAGGGAACUCACCAACUGAGUUACCUCACAAGAGGUGCCCCAUUGGUCAAUAUGAUAAAACAGAGCGCUGCAAGCAAUCAUCUGAACAAACAAAAAGGGGGCGGGGGGUGAGUAUAAGUGGUAACACUGCCAGCUGUGCCUGUAACCCUUGAGGGGUUGUGCACAGCUCUAUAUAGCAUGCCUGUGAUCUAUAACAUCCACUAUGGUUCCCAGUAGCCUAACCUGCCAGCCACAUGGGGCAGAAAGCCAGGACAGCCUGAGGGUGCAAUGCGCCCAAGUCAUCGCUGAGUCCCAGUCAAAGCUACAGCACAUGUGCCUGCCAUCGACGGAACUAAUGCGGUAAGUCUGGUAACUGGCCGGCCCCACCCCCACCUGGCCACACGGUCACGGGGAAGUGGAUGCUCGGGGCCGCAGCACUGCAUGGGAAGGUAACCACCCCCCCACACACACACACCGCGGGAGCAGUUAUACCGCAAGCGCUCGCUUCCACUACACACACACACUGCAUCCACUUUACAAAUACUGCAUUUACUCUACACAUAUGCAGACUGCAACCACACACACUACAAACACACACUACAUCCACUUUACACACAGGCCUGUCUCAAGGAGCAUAUUCAAGGAGGAAUCCAGGCAGAGUUGUGGUGUACAAGCUCCGUGAGUUUGUCCAUCUGCAUGUUGUCUUUGGUUCUCAGCAGCAUAUAAUGAGACUUAUUUUUAUCCCUUACCCCUUUAUGCUCCCACAUAUCUAACCAAUCAUCAUCUGUGACCUCACCACCCAACUCAUUUUGUGACUUCAUGACGUAAGGGAGAUCAUUUCAAUCAAGAGUUGAAUCAGAAAUGAGUAUAAGAUAGAGAUCAGACCUUUAACAUAAGUCUCCUGAAAACAAAGGGUUUCAAAAUAUGUCAAAGCUCAUAAAAAUGCAUUGCUUAAGUCAACCUUCUGGUCAUAGCUAGGUAAAUGGACAUAUAUAAAGAAAUCAGACAGAAUCAGAGAGGCUUUGGAUUUCGGGGUAUUAAAGAAAAUAGCUGACGCCAACUAAAACAAAUCCCUAAUCCUUUCCAAGCCAGCAUCCCCCAGGCAGGCAAAGCUAGACAUGAAAAUUGCAGAUAGAAACUCUAUUCCUCAAAAAUGGUGUCAGUGUGGAUUCAGCUGUGGUUAGUUUGUAUUUGAUGGCAUACGUGUCCUAAAUCGCCAGAAACAAUAGCCAGACACUGUUUACGUAAAAAAGGAUGAGAUAUUUUAGGUAGCCACAGAUACAAUUAGGCUAAGUAUUGAGAAAAAAAGAGUAUGGGGAUAUGAUUCUAAACCAUCAUUCUGGAACAAGAGGUACUAGUGGUUUGGUAAAAGUAGCACUCUGUGGUUUGUAAAAUAGGAUGCAACAGCCAUUUUGUGGAAGUAGCAACAUUUAAUACAGUAAAGGGAUUCAAGGCUGUUUGGGAUGUUUGUAAGGCUACUCUGAAGAAUAUAUAAAUACAUGUAAUACGUCAACCGAUCUGCGGGGCCUGAUAGUAUAAUACAAAGAAUAUGUGGACGAGUUGACCGCCACAUAAUAAGAUCGCAGAUUAGGCAGGCCUAAUUAGUGUUUGUCUUUAGAGAACCGCUCUAACCACACUUCGUCUUUGGCCCAGUCAAAUAAAAUUAUCAGUCAAUGUUUGUUUUAUAUUGAAUGCACUUUAUUUGCAUUAUUUUAAUGCAUUAUCUUUAACUUGCACUAUUUUUACCCCAUAGUUUAAAUGUAAGUGGUAAAUGGGUUCCUGUUUUUUAAUUCCACUGAAUGACUAAUGCUGUAAUACAUUUUAUUUAGCACACUUUCAAUGUUAGAAAACUACUGCCUAAAUGUCUAGUAACCUCCCAGCCCUAUGAUUGCCCUGAUUACUUCUGUAGGUCUUGCACUUUUAUUUUGCUUCCUGGUUUAUUUCAUAAAUAUAAAUUAUAAAGGCUGAUUACACCUGAUUGUCCAACUGUUAAUUCACAUUAUGAAACCUAGUAUUACCUAUUUAUAUGUUCUUCAGAAUAGCCUUACAAACAUCCCACACAGUCAUGAAUCCCUACUGCAUUAAAUUUUGUUAAUACCACUGAAUGGCUGCUGCAUAAAUCUACUAUCCUAUUUUACAAGUUAGUGUCUCUCUUUUCGACCCUUCAAAUCCAAUCAUGCCCUCUCAUUUUAUCCAGGCUAUUUAAAUGCAGAAUUAUGUAAUCCCCCAAUACAUUUAAGUCAGUCUCUGUUCUUAAAGUGAUUCUAUAGUGUAAGGAUUAUAAAGCUGGGGGCUGGGCCUGACCGCCAUCUUGGACAGAUGCAUGGUGAUAUUGAUCCUCCAAGUUUUAGCCUACCGAACUGUCAUUUAAUAAUUAACCAUAGCAAUACUAACCAGCGAUGAGAGCCUUGACUAAAGUGCAAAAGUUGGUCCCCCUUUGACCUGUUUUAGAGCCCGAGAUGUCCCAGAUAUCAGUGUGACUGUGGCUCCUGGAGGUUAAGGCCUAACUGACAAUUGAGAGAGGGAGGAGGCCAGUCCCUGUCUCAGCAGUGAACUGGACCUCCGAAGUUUGUAUCAGUGGCCUUGUUCCCCCCCAUCUUUGGACCGGUGGGGGUUAUCCCAGUCUUCAUGGGAAGGCUGCUCACAUCUGGAGGCGCCCGAGGUACACAAGAGGCAGAGACCCAGUUUCCCAAGAUGGCCUUGCCAUAGAGUAGCACAGUCCUUGGCAAGCGGAGAUACUGAAGGACUUUGACAAAAUCUGCAGCGAAUUUGGGCACGUAUAUCGCGAAGAUCAGAAAUACAGCAACAGGAGUCUGGCCCUUCCUGGAGACCCACACUAGGCAUUUCAUUUACACCCAUUACUGGAAUCUACCGGCGAGACCUAACUGGACUGACAUCCAAGUGAGGCAAGACCUCACUACACUGCCCACACCUGUGGAGGUGAAGCAAGAGGUGCAGCUAUCGCACCAGGUACCCACACAGACCCCGGUGGGGGAUGGACUUGGGCAAUAUUAAAAGAUGGGUGUGUGGAGACAUGGCAAUGGCAUUACACUCAGCCUGAAAUUGGUUUGGCUAUCCACAUGGGCCUACUCAACGUGCACUCGUUGGCAUUCCUCAAGUGCAAGCAUUGCUCAUACCAAAAUUGGGCAUCGGAUGAUGGCCCCAUAUUAGUGGGAUACUAGUACUUCUUGUUUACGCUAGAUAUUCCGCCCUGCGGCUUUCCUGUGUUCUCAUUUACACAAUCCCCUUUGUCAGUUAGUAUAACCUGAUAUCGCUGCUUUUAUCGAUAUCUCUGCUUUUAUCGAAUUCUGUACUGACAUACUCAUCAGCAUGUUAACAAAGCAUAUUGUUACUUAAAAUUUGACAAGUAUACUUAGCCUGUUUAUCUUUUACUACCAAAAAAAAAAAUAUAGAGAGAAGGAGAGAAAAGAAUCAAUGUUUAUAUUUCUCCUGCUUGUUAGUAAUGUGUGCGCUGUCUGGGCCUGGACUGAAAUGGAUUGUAAUGCUGUCUGAUAAAUCUUUAACGUACAUGUUUUCACAUGAAUACAUUAUAGCUGAUUUUCAGUUUUUAUUAAGGUGCUGUUUCCAGAAAAGUGAUGGUUCCCCUUUAAAAUGCAAUGAGCUAUUUCAUGAAUUUUAAAGGCAGUUUCCAGUUUACCAGUAACUGUCUGAUUGCGCUGCUAUUGUUGGGUGUGCUUGAUGCUAUUCUUGGUCAUGAGCAGUGCACAUUUUUUUGUGGUUUUCUGGAGUGUUUCACUUUCUUGAGUUCCUACAAACAAAGCAAGAUUAUAGGAAGUAAAUGUGCUGAAGCUUUUAUUUUAAUAUAGUAACCCCAUGAGUGAAGUAACUGAUUGCAAAUUGAAGGUGCCAGCAUUCUGCUAUCUCCUCCACUGUUGUUUUGUACAUGGUUUCCUGUAUUCGAAUAACUUAAAUUUUAACUCAAUAAAGGUCAUCUAUGAAUCAGAACAUAUCCCUGAAGUAUCAAUAUCUGUUCCAAACAAAAUAUAAAAUACUUAUUUUUAUUAAAUGCAGACUUAUUUGCUGCCCAUCAACCGAUACAUUAUAGCUUCCCUGUAGCAAUGUGUCAUGGAAGACUUUCAGUGUCUGACACUUUUGCCUCAACAUGUUGUCACUUUGGACACACACACAAAUGCACAAAUACACACACUGAUAAACACAUGCAUAUAUACACUCUGAUAUGUGUACACACAUGCACACUCAAAUACACUGAUGCACAGAGACUCACAAUGGCAAACAGACAAUCACGCAUUGACAGAUACAGACACACAAUAAAAGUGUGUGUCUGGAAGGGUAUAUUGGUACCUGCGUGUGCCUGUCUUGCAUUGUGUAGUGUGUAUGUGCCUGAGAGUGUGUGUCUAGUGAGUAUCCUUGUGCAUCUGUGAGUGUAGGGGAGUUGCUUGCAGUGUGUUGUGUGUAUAGGGGCUGCUUGUGUGUGUGUGUUUUAUUAAUGGUGUGAGGGUUGACUGUGUGAAUAUGAGGGUUACUGUCUGUGGGGAGCUUCCUGUAUGCGGGUAACUGUGCGUUUAUGAGGUAAGUGUGACAAUGUGACCGUGUAUGGAUGGGGGUGAUGUGACAGGGUGAGUUGGGUGGUAGAUGUGUGGUAUGUGUGUCUGUAUUUCUAUGUUCUAUGUCCAGCUCCCCCACACUUUGUUACUCAUGGUAGCACUGGCUCUGCUGGCUGGACAGCCAUUGCAAAUCAAACCUGUUUGUAAUAAAUAGAUUUCAUUUGCAAUGGUUAAAAUCAUAUAUACCUGAUUACUGUUUAUGGGCACAUAUCCUGGUAAGUCUGUGCAGGAAGGGGUUAAUGAUCUUAAAUUGGCAAUGAAUGUCAUGUGUCAUUGUUUACACAUAACACAAAACUAGGUAAGAUAAUAGAUUCUGAACAGGAUAUUUCUUCUCUACAGAGGGAUUUUGAUUAUUUAGAGUAGUGAACAGUUAUUAAUUGGCAAUUGCUUCAAACUGGGUUUUUAAUCUUUUGGAUCAAUGGCAUAUGAAUAUGUGUUAAAGUUCAGACUUGAUGAGCUUGAGGUUUUUCUUUUAACCUUGAUUACUUUGCAACUUUUUAAAUACUUUAAAAUGAAUGCAUUGCCGUCAAGGCUCAGAUAACACACGCAAAAUACUAAACAUCAUCUCCCACAUGCAGUCAUCAAAAGCCGAGGAUCUUCUCCUAGUGCUGGACAUGGAAAAGGCCAUCGACAGGCAAUACAUGGAGCAAGUGCUCAGCAAAUUCGACUUCCCACCUAUCUUCAUAGCAGGCAUCCUAGCCUAAUACAAUCUUCCAAAAGCUCAGGUAUCCAACUCAGGAUUCUUAUUAGACCCCUUUCUUAUCACUAAUGGCUCUAGUGAGGGGUGUCCCCUCUCCUCGUUAUUGUUCAUACUAUGCUUAGAAACGCUAGCUAUAAACAAAACAAAAGACACCAUCCUGAUAUCCAAGGGGUAAAACUAGGAAGCGAGGUAUUUCGCCUGUUCUUAGACAACAUACUGUUGACCCUGGGCAAUCCAGCCGCUUCCAUCCCAGACCUUCUUCAGCUAUUGAAAGACCACAGAAACAUUUUCUACUACUAAUUGAAUGAGUCAAAAACUCAGAACUAUAAAACACGACCCCAAAUGUGCGCUGCCACCAUUUCAAAUUUGAAAAAGGUCAAGCUUUUAUGGGCAGGGUCAACACGACCAAAAUGGUCAUAUUGUCAAAACUGCUAUAUACAUUCAGGAUGCUUUCCCUAUGCUUGUCCUUCUCCCUUAACAGAUGCAUCCAAUCAGCUUUUAACGGAUUCAUAUGGGACUCCCACAGGUCACGCGUGUCUCUCGUAUUUCUGCAGUGCCACUCCUCCAAAUGUGGAGUAGGUCUCCCCAAUAUAACAAUGUACCACAAAGCUUCCCUGCUGAAAACAGCAAUUAGGAUGCACGCCCCAAAAGGGGAUUUACAAUGGGUAGACAUGGAAAGCUCUAUGGUUUCUGGCAAUUCCCUGGCAGCUGUCUAAACACCUUUGACAAAAAACCCUACGGCUAUUCACAUCCACGCUCCUCUCCAUACACCAAUGGGACCAAUUUAGGGCACGACUUGGGGAAAUCCAUAAAUGUCUCCUUGAUGCUCCAGUUUCUGCUCUAUCAGCAUUAUCCCCAUAGUUUUUUUUCCGCUCCUGGCUUCAAAAAGGAGUAAAAUACAUAGUAGACAUUUGCAAUCAGGGACUUAUUGCACCCUUUCCAGAACUACAAAACACAUACCACUUGCCAAACUCAUUUAUUUUUCAAUAUCUUCAACUGAAGAGUUUUAUAAUAACACACGUCCAAUUGGACCCUGAGACGAAACUCAGAAUGCUACAGGGCUUUGGCGGAGUCAAUGCCUGCUAGGGAGUUCCCUUUUGCCAAACAAUGGUCCCUAGAGCUAGAAUAUGAGCUGACUUCCAAAGAAUGAAUCUCAGAUAGUAAAAAAAUCACUGAAAGGACUUACUAAGUGCUAUUCCCACGUGGAUGCACACAGAAAAUUGAUCUAUAGGUGGUACCUAACACCAAACCGACUGCACUAAAUAUACCCUCUAAUAGGGCCGGACUGGGAUGUAAAUUCAGUCCGGGCUGUUAAUGGUAGUGCAGCCCACUGUGAGGGGUGGGGCCAAAAGGGGGGGUGGUAAUUGUGUGUGUAUCUAGGAGUUUGAGUGUGUGUAUGCGUAUAUAGAUUAGUGUGUGUGAAUGCAUGGGGGUGUGGUGUGUAUAAGGGACAGAGUGUGUAGUGUGUGAGUGCAUGGCAUGUAGUGUGUGUUUAUAGAGGGUAUAGAGUGUGUGAGUGCUGGGAGUGUAGUGUAUAUUUAGGUGGCAUAGAGCUUCUGUACUGUGUGUAUGUGAGUGAAGGGUGUGUGGUGUGUAUGAGGGUUAUAGAGUGUGUGUAAUGUGUUUAUGUGUAAGUGCGGGAGGUGUAGUGUGUGUAUUUAAAGGAGUAUAGAGUGUGCAUAGUGUGUGUGAGUGCAGGUGGUGUAUAUAAGGGAUAUAGAGAGUGUAUUAUGUAUACGCGUAGGGGGUGUAGUGUGUGUGUGUGUAUCUAGUUUUUUUUAGUGUGUGCAUGCGUAUAUAGAGUAGUGUGUGUGUAUAGAGUGUGUGUGUGCUACUUCGGGGGUGGAUCACCCUCAUCAUAUGUGCAGAUCACUCGCCCAUUGCGCGAGGAUUUGGGGGUUUGUCUGUCUUCUUGGACGGAUUUAAUGGACAGUCGUAUUGGCAGGCGCCUGAGGUGUCCAAUGCCAAACUCCAUUUGUUCAACAACACCGCAGGUGCAGUGGGUUUUGGAGCCCACUGGUGUGCCGAUCCUUGGCCGGAUUCUUGGCAUUUGGCGGACUAAGAAUUUGGUUUUCUUUGAGCUCUUUCCUAUUGUGGUGUCUGUGGAGUUCUGUGGUGAUCUUUUCAGGGAUCAUAGGGUGGUCUUCCACUGUGAUAAUUUGGGGGCUGUGCAGGCCAUCAACAAUAUGUCUGCUUCAUCCCCUCCUGUGGUUCGUCUUCUGCGGCACCUGGUGAUGUGCUGUUUGCUUCUGAAUGCAUACUGUAGGGUUGUACACGUGCCUGGGGUUACUAAUUUUACAGCGGAUGCUCUUUCUCGUUUUCAGUGGCGGGAAUUAAGGGAGGUGGCCCCCGAGGCAGACAAGAUGGGUUUCUCUUGUCCAGCAGAUAUGUGGGGCCUUGGGUUGACCAAGUGAAUUUUUGAUUCGGGGUUCAGUCUCGGAGUCUACUUGGCAGCGUUAAGGUAAGGCAUAGAGCGAGUGGCUAGCGUUCGAAAGGCAACAUGGUUGUUUUCAGUCGGAUGGUGAGUGGGGUUUAUUAUAACUAAUUUGGUUCUGGGAGGCUUUGGGCUGUUCUUCCUCGACGUGUCUGGGAAGUUGUCUGGGCUAAACUUUUGAUUUCAACUCACCAUUGUGUCGGACAUUACUAAGGAUGUCAUAGUUUCGUUGGUUAUGAGGGGCUGGUGGAAAGGGCCUACGCGUUCUGAUUCUCGGAGGCUGGUUUACGGUGCUCUUAUGGUAGGCAUAUUCUCAGUUCUGACACAGGCUUGUUCCUCCCCAUUUGAAGUGGCGUUGUUUCGGUUGGCAUUCUCCUUUGCCUUUUUUGGGGCCCUUGUGGAUGGGUGAGCCCAUCCAAAUCGGUCCCUGGGGGUUUGUUAUUGGGGAUGUUUUUGGCGCAGCGGAUGACGUGAGGUUUCUGAUUUGCAGGUCUAAGACAGAUGUUCUAGGACAGGGUACUUGGGUCACAUUAUGUGAUGUGGUUGUUGUGCUGGGGCGGCCCCGCUGAUUUAGGGGGUAAACCAGCGUGUCUCGUGGCAGUAUAUGGUCCUUGUCAACUGAGGAUUAGACCAGCGGUCCGUGGAAAGUCCAACUUGUUAAAACACAGGGUAAAACACCUAAUUGUAGAUUUGCCCUUGUACUUAUGAAGUAUAAUAAGUUUUAUCUUAUAAUUAUGCUGGUACCAUUUCACUAAACAGUGAGGUUUGGUAGCCCAAGAACUAAGUAGCAAAAUUAAGGCUAUAAUAGAAAAUUUGAAAAAAAUCAUGCACUUUGGCUGAAUUUGAGCUUUGAUUUAAAGGGACACUCAAGGCACCCAGACCACCUCUGCUCAUUGGAGUGGUCUGGGUGCCAACUCCCACUACCCUUAACCCUGCAAGUGUAAUUAUUGCAGUUUUUUAUAAUAAUUAUCUUGCAGGGUUAACUUCACCUCUACUAGACAGCCACUAGAUGGCACUUCCUGGUCCAUAGCACAGAAAACCUGUGCUAGAGCGUCGCUGGAUGUCCUCUCGCUGUGUGAGGACCUCCAGCGUUGCUCAAUUCCCCAUAGGAAAGCAUUGAAAAGCAUUUUCAAUGCUGUCCUAUGGAGAGCUCUAAUGCGCAUGCCCGGGCCGCGCAUGCGCAUUAGGUUUCCGCGGCCGGCGGGAUCAGUCUCGCCCACCGGCUGACGUAAUGAGGAGGAGGAGAACCACCGCCGAGGGACAUCACCCCUUCAGCAACCAGGCGUGGGUGGUGGGAGGGAGAGGGGACCUGCAGUGCCAGGAAAACAGAUUGUUUUCCUGGCACUGGAGAGUCCUUUUAACUCUGUUAAUUUAUAUAAAAAAAUUCUAAAGUUCAUAGAACACAAUGUUUGGUGAAUAGUCUCCUUACUCUAACAUAGGACAGGAGCUUGUUGGCAGAAGUAAUCCUGGAAAUGUGCAUGCUUAAAAUGAGUAAUGCACUCCUGUCAAGGCUGCACGUACUGAAACUAUUAAAAUACCAUUGACGAUUUUGAUGUCAAAUAGAGAACAGUGGAGAUGAAAAGGAGGGCUGUGAAAUAAGAAAGACUGAUGAGGAGCACCAGUUUGCCCUUUGAAGACAAUACAGCUGCUCAUAGGAUCUUAUUCUCUUGAAGAAAAGAAAAAUAAUUGGAGAUGCAAGCACAAAAAUAUGGUAUGUCCCAGAGGUCGUUAACCAGUAACUGACCCAUUUAUGUGAGUUGACUUCCAUUCUUUUGUUAUCGAGUGUCAAAAAAUCAUAUGUGGUAAUUUUUUUAAAUUUUUUGUUAUUGUAUAUCUUUUUUUUUACAUGAUUAUUAAAGAGAAUUUCUACAAUAUAACACAGAGCAGAUAAACAGAAAGGAAGUUAAAGAUGAAAUCGUGUAUGAUAUCAACGCAGUGGAGUCUCUCUGGAAGAGUAGAGCAACAUAGACUAUAAUUUCAUCAUGUUGCUUGGCUGCAAAUAAAAAUUUGGACAUGUAGUAUGUAUAAUAUAUAUGCUGCAGGAUUCCUGAUUGAUUUAUCAUCUGAUUUAGUAUUUCACUUCUAAAUACCAAAUAAUCGUGUUCUCAUUCCACAAAACAACCACUCAAAACCUUUAAUGGAAACAGGUCAGUUUUCCACAAUCAAGUAACAAAAAACAAAAAAAUAAAACAGAGUAAAGAAUAUUCAAGAACAACAGAAAGAAAAAUAAAUACAUAACAAUUUAUUUAAAGGUACACAAUAGUCACCCAGAUGACUUCAUCUCAAUGAAGUGGUCUACUUGCAGUUCCCCAGUCGCCUUAACCCUGUAAUGUAAACAUUGUAGUUUUAUGAGAAACUGCAAUGUUGACAUUGCAGCAUUAACUCAUACUGACAGCCACUUGAGGCGCUUCCACAUUACAGGCUGAUUAAAAUUCUGUCACGUGACAUGGAAAACCCCAUAGGAAAGCAGUGACAACGCUUUCCUAUGGGAAAUUUUGAAUACGAGCACAUCACUCGCCGUGCAUGUACAUUAGGUCCCCAAUGCUCCUCUCUGACAUCACGAGAGACGAUAGAUCAGCAGCACCAAAGGAGCCUCGGUGGUUAACAAUAAGUAAAAUAAAAUUAAUACAUCUUUUUUUUUAGUUCACUUUCAUGUCAACCUAGAAAAGAGUGGGAAGGGGCACACUAUAGCAUUAGGUAUAGAGAUUUGUAUUCCAAAGACAUCACGUUCCUUUAAAGAAUAACAUUUUUUUUUUUAAAUAGGAAAAGGAUAAAAAUGAAUAUGUUGACAAAAUAGAAAAUGUGAUAUGACAAAUAGAUUGACUACACAAUGUAUGAUAGAGCUAAUAAAACACAUGCAUUGAUAAAAAUAAUAAAAAUAAAUGUUGCCUAAAAAUUUACAUUAAGUUAAAAUGAAUAACUUAAGAUGAAUACAUGCAAUAUCAAUUGAUACAAUAAAAAGUGCAUGUAUCAAAAAUGUUUCAUAAUAAAAAAGCGACACAAUAACCUCUGGACAGAAUAAAUUUUGGUAAUAAAUAGAGGUAUCAAUUGACCAGGAAACUAUGCCUAGUGGAUUAAAAACAAACUAUGCCUAAUGGAUUAAAAACAUGAAAGUUUGAAAAUGCUAUAUCUCUAAAAUAACAAGAAAGAGAAACAGACCUGCAUGGCCAACCGCCGUACAAAACAGUUACAGUGAUAUGUACAAUAUGGCCAACAUGAAUAACUGUUAAGUUGGCAUUCAGUUGACGGGUAUAUAAAGUGCUGCUGUAGUCCAGCAGUGGGACUACCGCCGGUGCAACCAGUGCAGCUGCACUUUGGCCCACAGGCUGGAAAAGGACCAUCAGACCGAAACAAUUAGGGCCACCUGACUGAUGGGUAUUUCUGAACAGGGGCCAUGGACUUUUGCCAGUGUGUCCAGACCCCUGUAAUAUCAGCAGCACUGGGAGGAUGUGAGUGCAGGGCCUAAGCAAAGCCACUCUCCUGUAAACAAAAGGUAUGUUAAAGGAACACCAUAGUCACCUAAAUUACUAGCUAAAUAAAGCAGUUUUAGUGUAUAGAUCAUUCCCCUGCAAUUUCACUGCUCAAUUCACUGUCAUUUAGGAGUUUAAUCACUUUGUUUCUAUUUAUGCAGCCCUAGCCACACUUCCCCUGGCUAUGAUUGACAGAGCCUGCAUGAAAAAAAAACUGGUUUCACUUUCAAACAGAUGUAAUUUACCUUAAAUAAUUGUAUCUCAAUCUCUAAAUUGAACUUUAAUCACAUACAGGAGGCUCUUGCAGGGUCUAGCAAGCUAUUAACAUAGCAGGGGAUAAGAAAAUCUUAAUUAGACAGAACUUGCAAUAAAGAAAGCCUAAAUAGGGCUCUCUUUACAGGAAGUGUUUAUGGAAGGCUGUGCAAGUCACAUGCAGGGAGGUGUGACUAGGGUUCAUAAACAAAGGGAUUUAACUCCUAAAUGGCUUGGAUUGAGCAGUGAGGCUACAGGGGCAUGUUCUAUACACCAAAACUGCUUCAUUAAGCUAAAGUUGUUCAGGUGACUAUAGUGUCCCUUUAACAGGAGGGUGGCUAAAUAUUAUGACAUCUAAGUGUGUGUUUCUGUUUCACUCUGUGGGUAUCUGUGUGUCAUUAUGUAUGUGUGUGUGUGUGUGUGUAUCAAUGUGUGUAGCUGUGUGUCAGUGUGUGUGUGUCUGUGUCAAUGUGUGUAUCAAUGUGUUUGUCUGUGUGUGUAUUAUGUUUGUUUCUGUGUGUCAGUGUGUAUAUGUGUCAGAGUGUGUAUAUGUGUGCAUCUAAGUGCAUGUGUAUGUGUCAGUGUGUAAAUUUGUGUGCAUAUAUCUGUGUAUGUAUCUGAGUGUGCCUGUCAAUGUGUAUUUGUAUAUGUAUGUAUAUGGCAGUGUUUGUGAAUACACCCCCAGCAAUAAAAUUCCAACACUACAGGAAAACACACAGUUUCAAACAAAAGUAAACAUUAUAUACAGACAAACCCCUGCAGUCACUGCAACAUUAUAUACAAACACAUCCCUUCACUCAGACACCAACACUACAUACACAUGUAACCAGCAUUUAAAAGCCAACAUUACAUACAAACUUUAUUAAAAUGCCAAAAUUAUAUACAAAUACCCCUUCAUUCAAAUACCAACACUACACACAAAAGUACCCCCGCAUUUAACCCCUUAAAGACAGAGCUUCAAAAGCUUGUCUUUCACUUAAUGACAACAGCAUUUUUUUCAUUUUUUUGCUGUUUGCGUUCAACUGCAAUUUGCAUUUUACUAAUUUGUUGCACCAACACAUAUUAUACAUCGUUUUUUAAAGGACAGAAAGGGCUUUAAUUUGAUGUAACACACAUAUUAUUAUAAAAAAAUACAGAAAAAUGUAAACAAAAUGAAAAUUUUGUGUUUUUUUUUUUUACAGUUUUUGCAAUAAUAAUGUGUGCAUAAUUAGUGCAGGUUAAGAAAAGUAAUUAAAAAUAAAUUAAUUUAGUUGUUCUGAUUUACAGAAUAUAUAAUGUGUCUGGGAUUUUAAGUUUUUUUUGGUAGUUACAGGUCACAAAGCACAAGGAGUAAAAUAAACUUUUAAUGUGGAGCGAUCUUAGAAUUUGGUAUGUUUGUCUUGUAAGCUUAAUAGCCAUAAAAGAAAACAAAAUUGCCACACAAAAGUAUAUAUUUAUAUAAAGUAGACAUCACGGGCUAUUUACCUAAGGUUGUUUUGACACUUUCUACGUAGCCAUUUCACCGCCAACCUCUGCUAAAUAUUGGAGUAAAAUUGUGGGUUUUUUUGGUUUUUGGCACACAAACUUAUAACAAAGAAAUUCUCAUGUGUAUUUUGUAAAGUUGGUGUGUGCUAUUCCUGUACAAAGUUUUAUUUUGUGUUCAGUUACAUCUGCUGAGUAAAAUGACACCCCCAUUGUAUGUCUUUAGCACUAUUUCGUGAAGCUCUAGUGCCAUAUAGGAGACCUGUCCUUUUUUAGUAUUCACAGUAGAAUUUUGAGAGAUGGAUUUAAUGAGCCUUAGCUUCCAUUUGGGGUACUAUAACAGUUUGACUGUUCAAAAACCCCCCACAAAGGCCUACCAUUUGUAAAAGUAGACACUUCAGGGUAUCUCAUAAGGUGCAUAUUGUGCCUUAACAUACCCCCAUUUUUUCACCAAUAUAUGCCAAAGUAUGUGGUAACAAAUAAUUUUGUGCAUUUUUUACAUACGGAUUGCAUUUUUGCUGGGCGUUUUGUAUAUUUCAUUUGUGCCACUAAGUUCAAACCUCCCAAAUUAUGCUCAGCUAAGUCUUCUGAGUAAAAAGACACCCCCAAUGAAUGUCUUUGGCACUAUUUCGUGAAGCUACAGUGCCAUAUAGGCAGGCCCGGACUGGGAAAAAAAUUCGGCCCUGGCAUUUUUUUAUCACAGCGGCCCACUAAGAAGGGGGCGGGGCAGAGAGGAUGUGUUUUGUCAUCACUCAUGACAAACACGUCCCCUCUCAAAGUGAGCAUGUUGGUUCAAUGCUCUUCCAGGGCAGACCAUGCGCAGAGCUCUGCUGAAGAGCUCUAGCAUGAGAAAAAAGCCCUGUAUUUGUUCUGUACAGUGCAAGCAAAUGUAAUAACAUUCUUGCACUGUGUUUCCUUGCAACUUGUCUCUGGUGUCUCUAUAAAUUGAUACCAGGAGACAAAAGGGCCAGGAAAGAGUAUUGUGCAUGUGUUUGGAGCCUGCUUGUGAUAUUGCGUGUGUGCAGAGUGAGCUGGUCGUGGUGUGGUAUUGUAUAAUAAGGUCGGUUUUAGUCGUGUUGUGUUUGUGGUGUAAUGUAAUGCAUAUGUGUCUAGGGGCUGUAGAGAAUGUGUGUAUAGGGGAUGUAGCAAGUGUGUGCAUACAGGCUAUAGUGUGUGUGUGUGUGUGUGUAUAGGUGAUGUAGUGUUUGUAGAGAGUGUGUGUUCAGGGAAUGUAGUAUGUGUUUGCUUACAAGGAAUCUAGUGUGCGUAUAGGGGAUCCAGAGUGUGUGUGUGUGUGUGUGUAUAUAUAUAUAUAUAUAUAUAUAUGUCUUGUGUGUGUUUGAAGGACCCAGAAUAUGUAUAAGAGAUCUAGUGAGCGUGCCUAUAUAAUGGAUUCACAGUGUAUAUAGGGAUCUAGUGUGUGGGUAUGUGUGUAGAUGAUUCAGAGUUGGGUAAAGGAUCUAGUGUGUGUCUGGAAUGUAAUGUAUUUAGGGGUGCAGUGUGUGUGUGAGGGGUGCUAUGUGUAUAUAUAUAUAUAUAUAUAUAUAUAUAUAUUUUUUUUAUAUAUAAAUAUGUUUGGAAGUAUUGUGUAUGUGUGUGAUGCAGUGUAUCGGGGGGUUGUGUGUGUAUGUGAGGGGUGCAGUAUGUGUGUGUGAUGGAUGCUGUGUGUGAGGGUGCUGUGUGUGUGAGGGUGCUGUGUGUGUGAGGGUGCUGUAUGUGUGAGGGUGCUGUAUGUGAUUGAUUUGUGUGAGGGUGCUGUGUGUGUGGGUGCUGUGUAUGAUGUGUGUGAGAGUGUUGUGUGUGAUGUGUGUGAGUGCUGUGUAUGAUGUUUGUGAGAGUGCUGCAUGUGAUGUGUGUGAGAGUGCUGUGUAUAAAUGUUGUGUGUUGGGGGGUAAACAAAUAAACUAAGUGGGGGUAAACAUACAAAUAAAAAAACUAAGGGGGGUAAAUAAACAAUAAAAAAGCUAAGGGGGGUAAAUAAACAAUAAAAAAACUAAGGGGGGGUAAAUAAACAAUUAAAAAAACUAAGUGGGGGUAAAUAAACAAUAAAAAAAAACUAAGUGGGGGUAAAUAAACAAUAAAAAAAAACUAAGCAGGCAUUAAAUCCCCCCUCCCUUCUUACCUUUAGCCUGGGAGUGGGGGACAGGCACGGUGGUGUCUGGGAGGGGAGGGACCGGCACUCACACACCAUCCCUGGUGGUCCAGUGGUGAGUAAACUCUAGCCUGAGGGCUAGAGUUCACUCUCGCGAGAUCGGGGCAUUGCCAUGGCAACGCUCCCGAUCUCGCGAGAGGAACCCGGCGGAGCUGCAAGAUAGAGCUCCGCCGGGUCCUCUCCCUCCCCAGCCGCAGGUCUAUUUAAAUAGGCCGGUGAGAGAGAUCUUUGAUCUCCCCACCGGCCCUCCAUGGAAUACAGCGGGGCCGGCGCCCUGCCGGCCUUGGCCCAUGGCCACCGUGGCCCACCGGGCAUUUGCCCGGUGUGCCUGAUGGCCAGUCCGGGCCUGCAUAUAGGAGACCAAGCCAUAGCCGUUUUUACCGAACUUUGAAUUUUGAAGCUGGGCCUAUGUGCAAUUUCCAAGCAUCUUCGCAGGUUUUAAAUUCAAACUACCCCACAAAGGCCUACCAUUUCUUAAAGUAGACACCCCAGGGUGUUUCAAAAGGUAUAUUUUGAACCUUAGCAUGGGAUCAUUUUUCCGCUAGCUUGUACCAGAUGUAUUGGUAAUAAGCUUUUUUUCUGCCUUUUUGACAUACAAAGUGAGUUUGCACAGUAUAUUUUGCAAACCUUAUGUGUGCUACGACUGUAUAAUACUUCAAAUGUUGCUCAGCUAUGUCGGCUGAGUACAGCAAUACCCCCGUAUGUACCUUUGCCAGGUAUGUGUGGACAUCGGAGGGGCACAUUUGGGACACAGCCAUUCCAGUUUUUUUCAAACUUUGAAUUUUUAUGCUGUGCCUAUGUCCCAUUUUAGAGUAUUUUACCAGGCUAUAUAAUCCAAAUACCCCAUAAAGCCAUACCAUUUCUUAAAGAAGACAUCCCAGGGUAUUUCAAAAGGCAUAUUUUGAACCUUAGCGUGGGAUCAUUUUUCCGCUAGCUUGUACCAAGUGUAGUGGUAAUAAGCAUUUUUCUGCCUUUUUGACAUACAAAGUGAGUUUGCGCAGCAUAUUUUGCAAACCUUAUGUGUGCUAUGACUGUAUAAUACUUCAUAUGUUUCUCAGCUAUGUCGGCUGAGUACAGCAAUACCCCCGCAUGUACCUUUGCCAGGUAUAUGUGGAUGUUGCAGGGGCGCAUUUGAGACGCAGCCAUUCAGUUUUUUUCUAACUUUGAAGUUUUACGCUGUGUCCAUGUGCCAAUUUGGAGUAGUUUAGAUGGUUGGGUAUUGAAACUUCCCCCAAAACACAUACUAUUUAUUAAAGAAUACACCCUGGGGUAAUUCAAAACUCAUAUUUUGAACCUUGGCGUGGGAUAAUUUUUUCUCUAGUUUGUUCCAGGUGUAGUGGUAAUGAGCGUUUUUAAAACGUAUUUUUUUACUUUUUUAAACUUUUUUACUUUUAAAAACUAGUUUUGAAACUUUUGUUUUACUUAUUAAUUUUUUUAAACUUUCCUAAACUUUCUUAAAACUUUUUUACAGAUUUAUCAUUUUUGUAAGCUUUUUUUUUUACCGUUAACCCCUAACUAGCAAUAAGCAGCACUAACCGUAAAUUCCCCAUUUUCCCAUAACUCCCACCCACCCCAGCUAGCAAAAUAUAUAGUUAUAAAAUAUUUAAAUUAAUUAAUUAAAUAAAUUGAACCCCUGAGGGUUACAAAAUAAAUAAAAGCUAAUCCUCAAGGGUUAAAAAAAAUUAGAUCACAGUAUAAUACUGUGAUCUGUAUUUGAUCGCUGUAGGCAGUGAUCGACUGGCAGGGAAGGGGUUAAUUUUUAUUUGGACUAGGUAAUGGAGGUUUUUUUUGUAUUUUUUACUUAAACGUUAUUAAAACUUUUUUUAAGCUUAAUGUUUUACUUUUUAAAGUUUUUUUUAACUUUUUUUAACGUUAACCCCUAGUUAGCCUAACGCCAAAUCCCCCAAUUCCCCUCUAACUUCCACCCACCCCAGCUAGCUAAAUAUAUAAUUUUAAAAUAUUUUAAUUAAUUAAUUAAAUUUAACCCCUGACGGUUAAAAAAAAAAAGAAUUAACCCUCAGGGGUUAAAAAAAAAAUCAAAUCAUAGUAAAAUGUAAUCCCUGCCAAUUGAUCACUGUAGUCAGUGAUCAAUUGGCAGGGAAGGGGUUAAUUUUUUAUUACAAUGGGUAGAGGGGGGUGGGACUUUAAAUUAACUUUAUUUAUUUUUAUAGCAGGGGGCAGGAUCAUCACUGUUCCGGCUCCCUGCACUUCACACAUAACCAGGAAGUGCAGGGAGCCAGAAGGUAAGUAUACAGAGCACAUGUGCUCCCUCUGACUUGCGGUCAGAGCGAGCACAUGUGCUGGGUAGCCUGACCGGGUGCUCCCGGUAUGCCUCUAAUACAGAGGCAUACCGGAGCACCAUUAACCCUGCGAUCGCCGCAAUAGCGGCGAUCUGGUUUUAAUUUUACCGCGUGAUGGACGAGGUCCGUCACUCGUCAUUAAGGGUCUCCCCUCUGUGACGGACCUCGUCCGUCACCCAUCCUUAAGGAGUUUAAAGCCAACACUAUAUACAAACACGACCCUGCAAUCAAAUGCAAACGUUACAUUACAUAGAAGUACACCACUGCAUUCCAAUGGCAACGGUAUAUACAAAUACAUCCCUACAUGCACACUGCAUACACAAACAUUACAUUCACAUGCACAAACACUGCUGACAAAUACAAUUUUGCAAGGAUGGGCAAAUGGAAAAUCUCCAGCUGGCAUAGCACUGGGGGAGUUGUACGACAGAUGACGAUCUAGCUUUUGGCCACCCUUGCAUUCACAUAAGUAUUUUAGGGAAACAGCAACAGUAGAGGAUGCAGUAGUUAAAGGCCCACACUUAUCUUCCGACAGAUUUCUUCAGGGCGAGUUAAUGCAUUUAUUGAUCAAUUUAUCAAAAUGUUUACAGAGCAAUUCCAUUUCAGAUAAAUAUGGAAGGCUAUCUCUUUAAUGUGUGAGGUCAGGGAGUGAAGACAACCUUUCAAAAAUCUUAUACUAUAUUUUCUGAUGAAUUUCUGCAAGUGGGCUCAAAUUUCCUAUAUUUUAGCAAUUUGCCACUGACAUAACUAGUAUUUAAAAAUUUUUAUGUUUGGUACUGUGGUUGUCUUUUGUAUUAGAUUUCAUAGAAUGAAGUAAAGAAUUGUCGUAUGAAGUCCAAAAAGAUUAAUUGAGUGUGUAUUUGCAAAACAGUACAUUUUGGUAAAUUAAAAAUGUAAAUGCGGUAUUCAGGUUAAAAUAGUUGUUAUGUUCCUGAAAGAAACAGUCUUUUGGACUGUUUACAGUGAGGGUAAAAAGUAUUUAAUCCCCUGCUGAUUUUAAACAUUUGUCCACUGACAAAGAAAUGAUCAAUCCAUAAUUUUAAUGGUAGGUGUAUUUUAACAGUGAGAGACAGAAUACCAAAAAAAAAAAACGGAAAAAAAAACCGCAUGUCAAAAAAGUUAUAAAUUAAUUUGCAUGUCAAAGAGUGAAAUAAAAAUACUUUUUUCCCUCACUGUAGUUGAUGUUAUCUAGGGUGUCAAUAUAUUAUAUAAUUAAAUAGACACUCCAAGAAACAAAACUGUCUUUUUUUUCCCCUCUUUCUAUACUGGUUGUAGGUGUAGCAUGCCAGGGUUGGAUUAUCAUAGGGGCUGAUGCAGCUGCCGCUCCAGGCCCAUGCAAAAGGCCCAUUGCUUGAGAAAAAAAAAAAAAAAUGAACUACUCUUCACAUUAGGAUGUAGGGAAAAAAAACCUGUUGUAGACUGGCUGACAAUUAAAUUAGUCAAAGGACCACUAUAGUGCCUGGAAAACAAACUCGUUUUCCUGGCACUAUGGUGUUAAUAGGUCCCCCCCCACCCUUAUGGCCCCCCUCUAGGGGGAGGAAGUGGUUAAAAUCUUACCUUUCUCCAGCGCCUGGCUCCCUCGGCGCUGGGGACUCUCCUCCUCCUUCUGCCGUCAUCGGCUGAAUGCGCUUGCGCGGCAAGAGCCAUGUGUGCAUUCAGUCAGUCAAUAGGAAAGCAUUCUCAAUGCUUUCCUGUGGACGCUGGUGUCUUCUCAUUGUGAAAUCAUAGUGAGAAGCGCGGAAGUGCCUCUAGCGACUGUCAAUGAGACAGCCACUAGAGGCUGGAUUAACCCAUAUGUAAACAUAGCAGUUUCUAUGAAACUGCUAUGUUUACAGCAGACAGGGUUAACCCUAGAUGGACCUGGCACCCAGACCACUUUAUUAAGCUGAAGUGGUCUGGGUGCCUAUAGUGGUCCUUUAAUGUAAAGCUGACUUUGUGCACUAUGCAAAUGCUCUUGCUGCUUCAGUCUCUCUAACACUGUGGCAUGUUCCCUUUAUUCUACACUUACUACAUACACUUUUUCUCUGUCAUAAACUGUAUAACAAGACCUUCUGCCUGCUGGUAAGAAGGUUAGGAGAGGAGUGGACUAGCGAGUGCAAAGGGGCAGUCCUUAGAAAGUGGGGAGCGAGUGCAUCAUUAGAUGGAUUUAUGCCAAGCUCAUACUGUGCUAUCUGCAUAGUAUGCCCUUAGUUGGCCAGCCUGCAUGAUUGGCUGGCAGACUGACAUGCAUUCACGCCAGGCAGAUAUUUUUGGGCAUGAUUGCCCCUUUGGGCACUUCUGGUUAUGUCAUUCGCGUUAGUGGCCCACCCUUUUACCCCGCCCACCGAAAUCCUGCUUCACCGGACGCUGCUGUGGUGGUAUGGAUUUACUUGAAAGAUGAAAGCAAGACAUUAGCAUAUGGUAUGUGUUUUCUUAAAGCUAUAUCCUGUUAGUUUCACAGGAUCAGUUUUGCACCGGGGCCCCCUGGAUUGUGUGUACGCCACUGAAUGCAUCUCUAUGAGGAAAAUUCAGUUGAACGGUUGAAAUUCAGUUGACGCUGAACAGCAAUGCUGCCUACUGUGCAGCCCUGAGCCAGGAAGCAUCUCCAGUGACCAUCUGAGGAGUGGCCACUUGGAGGUGUCCCUAGGGGCAAUGUAAACAUUGCCUUUUCCCUGAAAAGGCAGUGUUUGCAUGAAAAUGCCUGCAUAUAAUGAAUAUACUCACCAGAACAACUACAUUAAGCUAUAGUUGUUCUGGUGAUUAUAGUAUCCCUUUAACCAUUGUAACAUAUGCCUUGUUUGUCAGAUAAAGAUGCAACUCAAUGGCUAGUUCUUCCAUUUUAUUUUUUAAAAUUAUUUAAAAUACAUAAUUUUCUCUGUGUGUAGUAAAAUAUCACAAUUGGUUGCAUCCAAAGUAAAAGUGACAAUAAUAACCAGUAAUUGAUACAUUAUGGAACCAAGUAGCUAUCGCAUACAAUCCAUCCAUUUCACAUGCUUGUUACAGUAUGAAAAUAGCCUCUGGAAUACUACAAGAUAUGUAGGAUUAAUUUUAUUAUAUAUAGAUAUGGUUCAUGAACAUUAAGGUGAAUGCAUUGGAGAUUUGUGCUGUGUGAGGUUUAUAUCAUGCACUAUUGUUCUCCUAUGACCCUUUAUGUGGUUUAUCUUUCUACAGGUCCAUUGGCGUUUGGAAUUAAGGUCAAGGGAAAAGAAGGCCAGCAUAUUACUUUGCCAUGUACCUACAGUGUUACAAGCAGCAGUGAUAUCACCACAAUGUGCUGGGGACGGGACAGCUGCCCCAACUCCAAAUGCAAUCAGCCUAUUAUAUAUACAGAUGGAUACAAAGUAACAUUUAGUUCAUCUGACAAAUACCAGCUCAGAGGGCAAAUUAGAAAUGGGCAAGUAUCAUUAACAAUUAUGAAUGCAAAACUGGAGGAUCAAGGAACAUAUUGCUGCCGAGUGGAACAUCAUGGCUGGUUCAACGACAUGAAACUCAACAUUGAGCUACAGGUGGACAAAGGUGCUAAUAGUAAAAAAUAAAUACAUUUGAAAAAAAAAAAGGAUUACAAUUGGGCACAAUUUCACACUAUUUCAGCACUAACAUCAUGUGAUGUCAAUAACCAACAUUUUGCACUUGACCAUCUUCUUAUCUUCCGCUUAACAUUAUAACAACAAUAUACACAGAUAUGCAUACAUUAGAUUCUAGUAAAAUUAGAAUCUGCUAUGAACACUUAACAGCCACAACAUUAAAACCACCUUCCCAAUAUCAUGUAGGCCCACCUAGUGCAGCCAAAACAGCUCUGAUACAUUGAGACAUGGGUUCCAUAGGACCUCAGAACGUUUUCUGUGGUAUCUGGCACCAAGACAUUAGCAGUAGCCCAGCAAGUUGCGAGGUGGGGCCUCCAUGGAUCAUAUUUGUUGUUCCAGCACAUCCCAUAGAUGCUCAAUAGGAUUGAGAUCUGGGGAAUUUGGAGUCUAAGGCAACACCUUGAACUCUGUGUCAUGUUACUCAAACCAUUCCUGAACAGUGUUUGCAGUGUGGAAGGUUACAUUAUCCUGAAAAAGACUAUUGACAGUGAACUUCAUUGCAAUGAAGGGGUAUGUGUAGUCUGCAACAAUCUUUAGGUAGGUACGUGUCAAUAACACCCACAUACACUCGCCAGGACCCAGGAUUUCCCAAAAGAACAUUGCUCAUAGCAUUGCACUCCUCUAGCUUGCCUUCAUCCUAUAGUGCGUCCUGCUUCCAAGUAAACAAUGCACAAGCACCCGGUCAUCCACCUGAUCUAAAAGAAAACUUGCUUCAUCAGUCCAGGCAACCUUCUUCCAUUGCUCCAUGGUCCAAUUUUGAUGCUCUUGUCCCCACGGAAAGAGUUUUUAAAUCACCAGGGACACUCUGACCAGUCUGCAGUUAUGCUGCCCCAUACGCAGCAAAAUGUAAUGACCUGUGUGUUCUGACACCUUUCUAUCAUGGCCAGCUUUAAGAUGUUCAGUAAUUUAAGCUGCAGCCUUCACUCCCCACAUGCUUCAAUGAGCCUUGGGCGCCCAUGACCCUGACAUGAUGAAGGACACUGGUUGUCCUUCCUUACACCCCUUUAGUUAGGUUCUAAUCACUGCAUACCGGGAACAUUCCACAAGAUUUGCCAUUUAGGAGAUGCUCAGACCCAGUCAUGUAGCCAUCACUAUUCGGCUCAUCAAAGUCACUCAGAUCCUUUUGCUUGUCCAUUUUCCCUGCUUCCAACACUUGAAAUUCAAGAACUGACUGUUCUCUUACUACCUAUUAUAUCCAACCACUUGACAGGUACCACUGUAAUGAUUUAAUCAAUGUCAUUGCCUUCACUUGUUAGUGGUUUUACUGUUGUGGCUGAUCAGUGUAUAUAUUUUAACUGUAACAUUACAUAAGUACAAAUUUAUUUUUCUAUUGGUAUAUCAAAAUGUAUAUAUUACAUGUAUUUUGCAUACACUUAUCUAAUAAAUUCCAUUGUGUAUAUAUAUAUAUAUAAAUAAAGCAUGACAUUGAUAUACUGGAAACUGGUUAUUAUAUUUGAAUUUAUUUUUAGCUCCUCCUACCAGAGCACCAACUACAAAACCAAAACCGACUUCAGCAAAGAGAAAAACGCCACCUCCAACAACUACAGCUGUACAGCUACUUACAACCACAUAUGGCACCAUCACCAAACUGGAACCAAAGGAUCUACCUGCAGGUACAACAUUUUAUACAUUAACAUGAUGCAGGGAUUACUUAAAGAAUGCAUUCACAGAGCAGCGCCAGUUAGUGUAAUAGUUUUCCUUAUGCGUGUACUCACAGCACAGUGCUUAUAAAUAGAUAAUUCCCUUGGCCUGAUCAAGCAAUGCAUGCUCACGCUGUACAAGUAUUUGUACAGUGAAAUAAGGGAGUUAAACACAUGAGUAGCCAAGGGAGAACUUACAGCUCCAAACAUUUACGGAGAUAGUCAUUUUUUAUUUUUUUUUAGGGACAAGGACCUUGCACCAAAAUCCACACAACAAGCUGAAGUCUUCUGGACCUUGGUGUAUCCCUUUAAUACACAUUUUUCUUAAACUGUAGCAUGAACUCAUGUACCAUAUAGCAUUUGAAAUAGAAACACGUCCUUCUUAUAUGAUGUAUUCUUCCAUUCUAUUGGGUCAUGAUUUCUGAUUUCUGUAAAACAUAUUAUUAUAAAAAGCUGUUAACAUAGAAAUAUAUAAGUUGAUCACUUGAAGCUAGGGUGCAAUAACCCUGUAACCAAUGAGUAAAAUGUGCCAUUAUAAAACAUAUAAUUAUUGGCGAGUUAGUAUUUUAUGAUGUUAACAUUUUCAGGAUUGCCAAUCUCAUGACAGCAAACCUCUCAGACAGAAACUACUCUUUAUUAAUAAAUAAUAUACAUUAAAAUGGCCUUUGUUGUUUAGGGAUUGUCUAGAUGAUAAUAUAUGUCAUAUGAUAAUAUAUAUAUAUAUAUAUAGUUAUUUUUUUUUUUUUAUGUACUGAAACACUGUAUUGAAGGAAUUACAGAAAUUCACAGAUAAAAAAAGUAUCUAAAAGUAUCAAAAUUUAAAAAAAAUAACAAAACUUUAGUUAUGUUACCAUAUUUUAAACAAGUAGCAGUCCAGAAUUUUAGAAUUUUAUUGGCUGCCUUUUUUGGUCAGAAACUACAACGGUGAUGCCAGAUGACGCAUGGAUGAAAACCACCAGUGAAGAUGUCUUUGAAACAACGGGCAUUACGGCUUCAUCGCGAUUUUCAAAUCCAUCCACAGCUGAAACUGAUGUGGACAAAGAGCAAGAAACUUUGCAUACAGGUAAAUGACUAACAAUGAGGGUUCCGAUAUGCUAUGUUCCAUUAACCACUUCAGCGCCAUGUGGUUUUAAAAAAAAAAAAUACCCUUCAGAAUCAGAGUAUUUUACGUGUCCUGGAAACCAGGGGUCAAGUCCUGGGGAAAAAAGUGUGGGAACUAACCCAAGAUCCACCCACCCCCAAAAUAAUUAUACACUGGUAUGCAUAUAUAAACGCAUGCACACACACACUGACAGGUGCACACACACACUCAGACCCAUACAUGCACACUCAGACACACACACACUCACAGACACUCAGAUACACACACACACUCACAGGCACACACAUACACUCACAGACGCACACACAUACUCAGACACACACACACAUACACUAACAGAAACACACAAAUUAUUCAUGUUUUUAAAAUUUUAAAAAUGUCCACCCAGCCUCCAUACCUGGAGAGCUGUCGUGGACCUGUCCCUGCGGUCCAGUGGGGCUUCAGUGAGGCGGACGGCUGUCUACCUGUCAGACGCGGCAAGGGAGCUGUGUUCUCUCUGAUCUGCUCCCUCGUGCCGUGCAGGCUGUCUACUGAUGCCGGGAGCUGGAAUAUGACGUCAUAUUCCGGCUCCCGGCAUCAGCAAGCGUGCGAGGGAGCAGAUCAGAGACAGCCGCCCGCUGGGGGGGUCAUCAGGUGGCCAGUAGCCCACCUCUUGGCCCCCCCCAUGACAGGGGGAACACUGGGCGGAAUUUGGGGGUGGCAUUUUUUGCCGACCUCUGGUUAGUGCCUGCACUAGCAACAGGAACGGUGUUCCUGCUGUGAAAAAAUGCAGGAACACCGUUCCCACGCGUUCCUGCAGGACUCCUGCAGGACUCGAGAAACUUAUGUUUGCAUUGAUAGCACAUUAUUUAAUAAAAACAAAAAGUAAACUGUUGGUUGGAUAGAAAUAUAUAUAUUUAUAUAUAUAUAUAUAUAUAUAUAUAUAUAUAAAAUAACUCGAUUAUCUCAAGUAGGGCUUUAAUAAGUCCUACGUGAGCAUAGAUACUCAAGAAAUCAUGUUUCCACAAAUAUCACUGAGUUCCCAGUUUGACCUGCAAAUGAGCACAGACAGAUAUCAUGUGUCAGACUUUAUAUUGCAUUUCUACAGACACCCGUAGCAAUGCACACUGUUUUAAAAACAGCUUUUUCAAACCAAAGCAUGGGCUACAAUCCAAAAGGAUCAGUGACCAGAAACCAGCCAUGGACUGCAGUUUCAAAUGCCGUUUCUGGUCUGGAAGUUAAAGUCUCUCUGAGAGCAUAGAGCAAGGUCCUAAAAAGAUUGUGUUGAGACCAAACACGAUAAAACUCCCCACAGUGCUAAUAUAACAAUUACUGUUAUCAUAUGCAUAUCUAAAGCUGGAAUUUAAGAAGUCCUUCUUGGGCAUAUGAAUGGGAAAUUGGGAGUUUAUUGUGUUUGGUCUCACUGCAGUCUUUUUGGUAUGUAACUAUAUAAUCCAUGGUGCAUGUGUCUUCAGCUGGCAAUGUCUUUCAUUAAUGAAGCUGUCAUGGUUACACAUGCAUGAGUUGGCUGAAUGAUAUUCCAGCCCACCUUCUAUUUACCCUCUCUAACCACCUUGUUUCUUUCUCUGUGUGGCACCCUCCUGCCAAAAGACUAUGGGCCCUUUAAAAACUUAUGUGAUUUCUGUACUUUUGUACUCCAUAAGGAGAGACCGACCGUUGGCCCUAAUUCCCUGGAACUGUUUUGGGCAUAGGACCAUGUGCACGGUCGGUCAAAAAUAUGACUUCUAUGGAAAUCCCAAACCCCUGAACCGAUCUGGGUGAUUUAUGGAUAUGUUGGCCCUCGCAGAUCAGGGCUAUCAGGAGAUUGUGGAGGUUUCAUGUGUUUUAGGGGUACUUUUAGGGUGUUGUUGUAUUGUUUUCUGUGCUUGAAGAUAAAUGGGUUAGAUUAGUACAGUUCCUGAUCCAAUUAUCUCCCAGGCAUAGAGGAGGGAUUAUCUUAUUAUGUAUGGGAGUGAUCUGGGUCUGAGAGCCAAAUUAAUUGUGUAUUUGUUUCUACUGUGGUUUACUCUCAGGUCCAGAGGGGAGUGCCCCUUGCAUGGGGACCUGCAUAUAAGGCCAGUUGUGGCUACCAUUAAACGAGUUCCUGCUUACCCUUAACAGAGUCUAAUCUCAUGUUUGUAGGGAACCGCUAUAACAACUAUAAUCACCAGCUCUUGUAAGAGCUACACUGUUAUACCUGCUACACUGUCUUGGAGGAGAGGCCUUCCCACUGGGAGAUGGAUCCAGGAGUUUGGUCCAGGGUGGGAAGGGAUGGCGAGACCCCAGCCAAGCUGCAGCAGCUAAUGGGCUACGGUGCUUAUGUUGUCCAGUGCGGUACUUAUGAUGCUCGGCGACAGCUAGGAAGCAGCGAUUGGCGGGGGCACGCAGUUGGGGUGCCAGGCGGUCCAUCACACUCUGUUACCAGUUUCAUCUACCUUGUUAUCAAGGCUGGACUGUGCAAAAUAAAGCUUUAAAAACAAAAUACCGGCGGACACGGCGGAGUUAGGGGUCACCUAUAAUAUACCCAUAGCAAAUGACAAAUUGAAGUACCUGGGUGUACAACUUCCCAGCGACCCAACCAAAAUUUACCAACUAAACUAUAGCCCUCUCAUACGAACACUAAUACAAGACAUGGAAAAGUGGCAGGACAAACCCAUUUCCUGGAUAGGGCGCAUACACACAGUUAAAAUGAAUAUCCUGCCCCGAAUACUGUUCCUUUUUCAGGCACUACCCAUAAAAAUACUGAAAUCCGACUUAGCUCAUUUACAAAAAGCAAUAGGCGACUUCAUCUGGCAAAACCGGCGGCAUAGGAUCUCCAGAAACAUUUUGUACAGACAGAAACAGAGGGGAGGACUGGGGUUGCCACACCUAUACUAUUAUUACUUAGCAGCGCAACUCGCCCAAGUGGCAAUGUGGCACGCACCUCUAGAAGUGAGGAGAUGGGUAGACCUCGAGUCUUUACUGACAGGAGCAGACCUCCCACAAUAUCAUAUCCCACAUAUGAUAUUGUGGGAGGUCUGCUCCUGUCAGUAAAGACUCGAGGUCUACAAGUCCCCAAGGAAGACAGACCAAUUCUAAGGACCACAUGCCCAGCCAUACUCAACUCAUUGAGGAUAUGGGAUGCCAUGGCCUUUAAGUAUAAUCUGGCUUCCUCCCCAUCUCCCCUAACACCCCUUCUGAGAAACCGAGCCUUUGCCCCGGGCAUGGCAGCGAGAGAUUUUAAAAACCUAGAAACAGCAGGCCUACAGAGAAUCUGCCAUAUGUUUGAACACGGCCAGCUUGUCACCUUCGACCACCUAAAACAGGCGACCCAUCUCACCCCCACAGAUUUCUUUCGGUAUCUCCAGUUAAGGGACUAUGUACAACACCCACAAGUACAAAGGGCCACUAAAGAGCAGCUGACUUUCUUUGAGAAGAUGUGCCUCACUGAAACGGCUCAGAAGGGCUUGAUAACCAAGUUAUACUCACACAUAUGCUCAGAAACGAGGGAAUGGGGCAGCCUGGCCUAUGCAGACGCGUGGGAAAAAGAUCUGGGUGAGGUCCUGGAGGGAGUAGAGUGGAGAGAAAUAUGGGAAGCGAACAACUCGGUCUCCAUAUGCGUCUCCCUUCAGGAGCAGUCUUAUAAGACAAUGUUCAGGUGGUACACCACACCGGCCAAAUUGCACCGCAUGAAACAAAUACCGACCGACAACUGUUGGAGGGGUUGUGGCCUUAGCGGCACUUAUAUCCAUAUGUGGUGGGAAUGCCCCCAUGUGCAAAUCUUCUGGACAAAGAUACACAAAUUAAUCAAUAGAAUUUUCCAUAAAGCCCCCAAAUUAGACCCAUGGACAUAUCUGCUUAACAGAUCUUUAGACGACUGGACAAAGAGGGAACAGAAACUGAUUCACAAGAUUACACUAGCCGCAAGGAGAGCCGUAGCGCAGACAUGGUUACAGACGGAAAUGCCACCCAUUCAGAGGGUAAUCUCUAACAUAAAAGAGGUGCACCUCAUGGAUAAACUGACUGCCCGACUAAGGGGAUCAAUGACUAGCUUCGACAAACUGUGGGGCCCAUGGCAGAGUAGCGACCUCUCUGACGACACAACACACACCUGACCCUCCUACGGCUAGAGUUGGUAACAGACGGGGAGCCUAAACACGAUAGACAUAAUCGGAAGUGUUCCACACCAUGGUGACCUGACGUAUACCCGUACCCUACCCCUCCCCAUCCCCUCCUCCUUAGCCCCUGACUCCCCCCUCCUCCCCCCCCUUAUUCUUUUCUUUCUUCUUUCUUGCCUUUCACCCUCUUUUCACUCACAAUAUCACGGGGGAGCCUGAGGACCGAACCCUACUCCCUAGCGAACGAGUCUUCCCCUGGCAGGUCCAGGGUCCCACCUCGAGGUUCGUGAGCCAGUGCUUCCUCCCCGAUAAAAACCACUACCUUAACAAACUAUGCGCUAACCUACACGGUAGGUCAUAUAUCAACUAACGUCAGAGUCAGACAUAGGACAUGCUACCCACUGGGAACUAAUAUCACUGAUGCGAAUGGGAUCCGCCCUAUUAUGCCAGGACACAGAGUAACGGGGUCACCCAAAGAAUAAUAAAUCCCACAAAGCUACACUACUAUACACCCCUGCUGAGUUACAUGGCAAUGCAACACUCUGGAAACGAAGUUCACACAGUUCCUAUGUCACCUUUAGUACAAAAAAAAAAAACCCUUGACGCGUAGCUGGAAACGUAUUACUCACGCACAUGUCGUAAUUAUCACGAUUGUUUUUCUCUUUCUUAUAUGUAUCACUGUGGUUAUCUGUUAUAUGUUUUAAUGGGCUUUUGCACAAGCCACACUGAAAAUUUCAUAGUGCUACCCUUGUCAAGAUGAAAAAAUAAAGAAAUAAAAAAAACCAAAAAAAAAAACCUUUAUUUUCUCACUUAAAAGUCAUGCCUGGGACUGCAUAGCAGAGGGAAGACACUACCCCAAUCUCUGGUAAGGUGACAGUGAGGGACAAAACACUUUAGCAUCAUAGUGCUGGUGUCUGCCCUCUGCUGUACAGCACCAGUAAUACAUUUUAAAUGGAAAAAUAAAGGUAUUUUGUUUAUAAAAUGUAUCAUGCACAUUUUGGGUGCUUCUUUCUCCCUGAUUAUUUGGCAGUCUUAACUUCGGAAAGCUGCAACACAGCCUCAGUACCUGGAUUAGUAUUACAUUAUUGGGAAACUACACUAUAAUAUCAGCCAACCACAAUAUAUAUAAUUUUAAGGCAGCGCAGUACAAUCUCAGGAAGAUGGGUUAAGAGACGGGGCAAAUUGUGUAAUUGUUCCAUCACCAAUGACAAACUGGGCAUGUCAGUUGGAUGCACCUCCAGGGCAAAAAUUCCCAUAGUUUGUAAAGCACAGUGCAAGCAAUCUAAAAGUAACACUCUAAGUAUUACUACUGCUCUUCUGUUUGGCUUCUUUUCCUGGGUCCAAUUAGAGCAGAUUAUUUUUGCCAGUGAGAGCCAGAAGCUCCUGCUGGGCACUUCCAUUAGGUCUCCUGAGAUAAACCCUACUGUGUAGGGACUUCUCAUUGAGUGAGAAUGUCAGCUAAUCGCUCUCAACCAAUGAGCUGCACCAACAGGUUUAGCUCAGGUGGAGAGCUUCGGGCUGUAAGAGAGGCAAGAACCAGUGGAUCUUACAUAAGACGUCAAACCGUUAGCAAAAGGGUGUGGGAUGUGGUGGUGAUCAGCAAAGCUCUCCUGGCACCAUAUUUUUUUGUCAUAUUGUAAGACUGCAUUGGCUUUAUAUCAUUGUUUGGGAUUACUCUCAAUAAAAAAAAGGUUAAUCUAAACACCAUAACCUCUGCAGCCUGGUGCCAGCUGUCCCCUGGUCCCAUCCAAAAAAAGUUUAAUCUUUUUCAAAUGGUUUAACUCAUACCUAAGUUCCUCUGGUGUCUGCAGUCCUUUCUGGAUAUUACUAAAGAGGAAAUUAUUAUUCUGUUGUAAUAUCAAUGUUGACCCUAUUUGGAGUUUAUUAUCAGGCUAAGAGUAUCAACUGGUGCUUAAAGGACCACUAUAGUGCCAGGAAAACAAACUUGUUUUCUUGGCACUAUAGGGUCUUUAGGUUCCCCCCCACCCUCAGGGUCCCCCUCCCGCUGGGCUGAAGGGCUUAAACACUUACCUUUCUCUGGCUCUCUCUGUGCUGAGGAACUCUCCUUCUCCUCCCGACGACAGCGCUGAAUGCGCAUGCGCGGCAAGAGCCACACGCGCAUUUAGACAGACCAUAGGAAAGCUUUUCUUAAUGCCCUUCCUAUGGACGUCAGCAUCUUAUCACUGUGAUUAUCACAGUGAGAAGUGCGGAAGUGCCUCUAGCGGCUGUCAGUGAGACAGCCACUAGAGGCAGCAUUAACCCUAGUGUAAACAAAGCAGUUUCUCUGAAACUGCUAUGUUUACAGCUGCAGGGUUAAAACCUGGGGGACCUGGCACCCAGACCACUUCAUUGAGCUGAAGUGGUCUGGGUGCCUAUAGUGGUCUUUUAAAUUACCACUUCAUAUAGAGAACUCUGUAGGUAGGCAGAUAGGGACACAAGAUGUUGCUAAUAAAUUGUCUUCUAAAUAAUUAGAACAUUUAUUACGAACAAGUAAAUAAAACUUGACUCCAUGAUCAUUAAACUACACAAGACAUCUGUUAAGGAUGGGUACUUAGUUUGUUCCCUUAAAAGGGUUUUGGUUUGGCAAUAAUGCUUUAAUAGUGAUACCCAGAGAUUUAAAGGAACACUCCAGAACUUAAAGUUAGUGAUGUCCCGAACGGUUCCAUUCGCCACGGACUCAUCAUUGAGUAAACUUUGAACAUGUACCUCACGGUCAGCAGACACAUUCCAGCCAAUCAGCAGCAGACCCUCCCUCCCAGACCCUCCCACCUCCUGGACAGCAUCCAUUUUGAAGCUGCAUUCUUAGUGAGCUGUCCAGGAGGUGGGAGGGUCUGGGAGGGAGGGUAUGCUGCUGAUUGGCUGGAAUGUGUCUGCUGACUGUGAGGUACAGGGUCAAAGUUUACUCAAUGAUGAGUCCGCGGCGAACCGUUCGGGACAUCACUACGUAAAGUACUUUAGCUUGCUGAAGUGCUUUAUGUGUGAAGAAUGUGUCAUCGUUUUCAUUUUACAAAAAGUGCAGAUUUCAGUAGAAAUUAACCUUGUUACACCCUCCUGUAUGUCAAAUGGACAACCAGUCCUGUUACUUUUGGUUUGGUUAUCUCAGUGGAGGCAGGAAAUUGCCCAGAGCACUUGCCUUCAGAUUGAGCUGUAUAGGAAGACUGUGAUUUGAUACCCACAGAAACUCUGGGCUGGAUGGGAGGCUUGGGAGGCUUACAAAAGCUGCAUUUGUUCAAAUUUAUUUUUUUAUUUGGGCAGUGGAGUGUCUAAUAACAUUUACAUUUCAUAAAGUGAUUUUAAAGGCUGCAACCAAUACAUAAGCUAUGUGUUUCUACAAAACUCCCAGAAUGUCAGGCAAGAUCAAAAAAAGUAAAACCUUAUUCAAAACAUUGAGAACAAGUUCAACAUUUUCUCCAACCCUAACAUCUGUAUCUUCUUUCUAAACUUGCUUGAGCUGGACUUUGUUCACUUCUUGUUUCUCCUUAUAUACUAUUCCUUUUGUAAUUAUUUGCUGUUUUAUAUCCUCAUUGUAAAAUAUUAAAGAGCUACAAAAUAUGUUGGUACUAUAUAAAUGAUAAUAAUAGUAAUAACAUUAAUUAUUAUUUAUAAAACAGAAUUUAACCGCGUGAGCUAUACAUGAAAGAAAUUUAUAAAACGUGUCACCAUUAUCAGUUUUCCUGUAUAGGAAAAUCUCCAGAAGAAUAGAUUGCUGUAUAGGAAGUAAUAGACAACAAAGCCACUACAUCAUGCUAUUAGCUGUAGUGACAUCUAGUGGUUAUAGUGCAAGCUGGUUGCUCUCAUUUCUGCAGUAGUUCACUCCCCUCUAACUACCUGUCCAGACGUAGCAUAUAUAGUUGUGUUCAAAAGUGUGUAUACCCUUGGCAGUGGCGUACAUACCGGGGUCACAGGGGUCGCGGCUGCGAACGGGCCCGGCCCACCAGGGGGCCCAGCCACCCUGCGACCCAGUAUGUAUGCCAGUGUGGCCAGCCUCUUCUCCUCUCCUCCCCCCGAGGCUGGCCCUGGUGUCACCCGGCAGGCAGGCUGGCAGGCACGCGAGGGAGCACUCUCCCCUGUGUGCAUCCUCUUCAGCUCCCUCACGCAAUGGCCAGCCUGCCCGCCGGGUGACACCACAGGACCCAAGGCAAUCCCCUCAGCUCUCCCAAAGGUAGGGAGGCUGGGGGGAUUACAUUUUUUUUUUAAAAACGUGUGUGUUUGUGUGUGUGUGUGCGUGUUAGAGUGUGUGUGUGUUAGAAUGUGUGUGUGUGUGUUAAAGUGUGUGUGUGUGUGUUAGUGCGUGUGUGUGUGUUAGUGUGUGUGUUAGUGUGUGUGUUAGUAUGUGUGUGUUAGUAUGUGUGUUAGUGUUAGAGUGUGUUACUGUGUGUGUCUGUUACUGAGUGUGUUAGUUUGUGUGGGUCUGUGAGAGAGUGUGUGUUUUGUAAGUGAGUAAGUGUGUGUCUGUCUCUGUGAGUGUGUAUGUAUGUCUGUCACUGAGUGUGUGUCUGUCAGUAAAUGUGUGUGUCUGUUAGCUAGUGUGUAUGCGUCUGUUCGUGAGAGUGUGUGUGUGUGUGUGUCUAAAGCACUUACAUUUCUCCAGCGCCGGACUCCCUUGGCGCUGGGGAUCUCUCCGCCCCUCAGCUCCAAAUGCGCAUGCGUGGCAAGAGCCGCACGCGCAUUGAAACCGCCCACAGGAAAGCAUUACUCUAUGCUUUCCUAUGGACGUUCAGCGUCUUCUCACUGUGAUUUUCACAGUGAGAAUCGCGGACGCUCCUUUAUCGGCUGUCAAUGAGACAGCCACUAGAGGCUGGAUUAACCCUCAGUGAAACAUAACAGUUUCUCUGAAACUGCUAUGUUUUCAGCUGCAGGGUUAAAACUAGAGGGACCUGGCACCCAGACCACUUCAUUGAGCUGAUGUGAUCUGGGUGUCUGUAGUGGCCCUUUAAGUGUAUGUGUAUCUGCAUGCACUGGUGUACAUCACAGGGGUCGCAGCCUUGCUAACCACGUGCCUGCCACCAUGUGUUGCGGCCCCAGCCCGCGCAGAGUAAGCGCGUGGGGGGGUGGGGGCACGGAUCAGUUUUCGCACCGGGGCCCCAUGGGUUGUGUGUACACCACUGACCCUUGGAGAAUUGGUAAUAUAUGUACCAUUUUCAAAGAAAACAUGAGUGAGCUGGCAAAACACAUUGCUUUUAUUUCUUAUGGGAUUCAUAUUUAACUGUAGGUUAAAACAGAAUAGCACAAUCAUAAAACAAAACAUGGCAACAAAGAAAAAAUGAAAUUACCCCUGUUUAAAAGUCUGCAUACCCUUAGUUCUUUAUAUUGUGCAUUGCCCCUUUUAGCAUCAUUUUACAGCAUGCAGUCUUUUGCAAUAGUUGUCUAUGAGGCCCCUAAUUCUUGCAGGUGGUAUAGCUGCCCAUUUGUCUCGGCAAAAUGCCUCCAAGUCAUGCAAAAUCCUUGGUCGUCUUGCAUGAACCGCACAUUUGAGAUCUCCCCAGAGUGGCUUGAUGACAUCAGUCAGUCAGUUAGGAGACUGUGAUAGCCACCCCAGAACCUUCACCUUUUUCUGUUAUUACCACUGGAGGGCCAACUUGUUGUCAGGCAUAUUGUAACCGGGCUUUUUUGUGGCAUUGGCAGAGUAAAGGCUUUUUUCUGUUAGCUUGACCAUGCAGCUCAUUUUUGUUCAAGUAUUGUUGUAUUGUGCUCCUUGAAACAACCACACCACCUUUUUCCAGAGCAGCCUGUAUUUCUCCUGAGGUUACCUGUGGGUUUUUGUUGGUAUUACAAACAAUUAUUCUGGCAGUUGUGGCUGAAAUCCUUCUUGGUCUUCCUGACCUUGGCUUGGUAUCAAGAUAUCCCUGAAUUUUCCACUUCUUAAUAAGUGAUUAAACAGUACUGACAGGCAUUUUCAAGGCUUUAGAUAUCUUUUUAUAUCAUUCUCCAUCUUUAUAAAGUUCCAUUACCUUGUUAUGCAGGUCUUUUAACAGUUCUUUUCUGCUCCCCAUGGCUCAGUAUCUAGGCUGCUCAUUGCAUCCACCUGAGAGCUAAUAAACUCAUUGACUAUUUAUACACAUACACUAAUUGUAAUUUAAAAAGCCACAGCUGUGGGAAAUUAACCUUUAACUACCAUAACCUGUGUGUGUCACCUUGUGUGUCUGUAACAAGGCCAAACAUUCAAGGCUAUGUAAACCUUUGAUCAGGGUCAUUUGGGUGAUUUCUGUUAUCAACUAUGUUAUAAUAAAUGGCUUCAUAUGAUCACUAUCCUUCAAUAAAAUAAUGUUUUGAUGAUCAGUCAUAGUUUCAAAAUCAAUGUCAAAAUUUCUGCUAGGUAUGUAAACUUUUGAGCACAGCUUGUUAUCCAGAUAGACAUUCUGUGGCCAUGUUUUUCUAGCAGCUAAACAGAAUUUAACACUGCUUUGAAGAUCAGAUUUUAUUUCUAUGCUUGCUAACGUGCAGUUAACCCUUGAUAUCAAUACAAACUGGGAAAAGAUGACUCAUUUAGCUGAUUACGCUAUGGAGGCCUAUUACAAAAAGUGGAGAAUCUGGAGGAUAUGCCCCUUCAAAUAUUACCUGUAUUUUAUAGGUGUUAACCCCAAUAUGUGACUGCUUUUGAAUUGGAGGCCACUUGGAUUGGAUGUCUACUUUUCUCAUUUUCGUUUUUCUUGUUUCUCUUUUUGUUUAAUCUCUUAUAUCUUUUCUUCUUUUUUUUCUGUCUACCCUUCUGUAUGGAUUUGCGAAGUCUAAUGUUUUAUCUUGUUGCCAUGAUUCCAAGGCACAAUGCCCUGUUAUGUUACCUUUAAUUUGUGAUUGUAUUGUCCUUUUUUCACCUAUUCUCACAUAAUGCAUUGUCCACUUUCAAUCUUCUUUUUCUUUUAUGGGGACUUUAUUUGUAACUUUGUUUAUGAAACUUUAAUACACUUUUAUUCAGGAUUUUUUUAAUAUAUGUUACAUCUCUGAAAUAAGAUUUUUUUUAACAAAUAAAGAAAUAAAAUGACAAUGUAUAAUAACUUUAAUUAAAAAUGUUGUAACUAUACUUACAGAAGGAAACACUGUGACUCAUUCACAAUCUACACACCCUGUUUGGGUAAGCACUGUGGACAAUCUUUAUCCACCCAGUGAAGAGGAUUCUGGAAAAAAUGGUAAAUUAUAGUCAGAGGAGAAAAAAAAGAUUCAUCCAAAAAUUGAUUUUACAAGAUUCAUCCAAAAAUUGAUUUUACAGUAAAAAUAUUCAGAGUGUGUCCAGAGUGACUGCCACUAGAGGCAUUACUAGGCUGUAAUAUAAACUAUGCCUUUUCUCUGAAAAAGUAGUGUUUACACUAAAAAAACCUGAAGGGACAUUAAGCUGUACUUGUUCUGCUACUAUAGUGUCCCUUUAAGGUCUAAAUAGCCCCCCCCCCAAAAAAAAAGACAGCUAUGGUUUCAGUUUGGUUACUCUGUUCCUAAAUUUGAAACUUUAGAUUUGCUUUGGAUGCUCAUUUUGGUAAAUAACCCUGUGCAUGUUACAUUGAUUUCUUCUGUAUCUGAACUUAAAGGGACACUAGAGGUACCAAUAAACUUUAGGGGUUAGGAGGGUGAGUGUGGUAGGGUGAAGUAGUGAGUGUGGCAUGGUGGGAGGGGUGGUGAGUAUGACAAGGUUGGGGUGUGUGUAAUAGGGCUGGGUUUAAAAAGUGAGAGGGAGUGAUUGUCACAAGGUUUUCAGUUCAGUGACUAUUGCUGGGUAACUGAGAGGGUGACAAUCUUUCAGGGCUUUGUAUGUGUGGACUAAGUAUGGUAUGUUGGCAGAUUGUGUAAAAACACUCUGCAAUUGCUUUUUUUUUUUAAAUAGAACAGCUGGCCCCUCCUGAUUAACUAACUGUACAGGAAUGGGGCAAAGAUACAUUCCAUGGUGGUCCGUUGGGCCUUCUGGUCCAGUGCUCUGUGAUGAUGUCAAAGCGCAGGCCGGAAAUCCUGGCGUCUGUGACCUGACUCCCUCAGACAAUGUCGGAACUGUGAGGACUCAUCAACCACCAGGGAGAUGCCAUUUUUAAAAGAUCAAAAGAUCUCCCUGCCAUCUCGAGGGGGGGCAAUCUGGCUCUGAUGUAGCACCUUCUUCAAGUGGCACCUAGGGCAUGUGCCAAACCUGUCAUGCUCUAGGAACAAGUUCACUAAGCAUGUUGUUACUAAAUUAAUAUCUCCUACACUCACAGCAAAAAGGACAGGAAACAGUAAUUAUUCCAAACAUAUCAGAUUUAACCUGGAAUACAUGUUAAGGUCUCUGCAGCCCUGAGAAAAUGCUCAAUGAAAGAAAAUCACAGACACUGCAGACACUGGGUGGGACUAUAUCUAUAUCGAUGUAUAUUAACAUAUGUCAAAAAAUAGAGAAUACAUGAACACUGAGAACUCAGUUAGUCCCUGAUCAGGUAUCUAAAAUGUUUUUGCUCACUUGUAGGAUUAGUUACACAGUCCUAGUGCUUGGUUGAGAUUCUCUGAUACACACACAGACAAUAUAUUCAAUAGACACACUGCAUACAAUACACACUACGUCCAUGACACAAUAACAGAAGCAGCAUUCACGACACACACACUGCAUUCACUACACACUGAAUAUGAUAUACACACUGCAACCACUACACAAACAGACAUUGCAUUCACUACACACACUGCAUAACAUAAUGGAUGUUGGCAUGCUUUUGGUGCAAGGUGGGGGGGGGGGUCAACAUUUCAUCCUUGGACCCAGGCAGCGCAAUGCCUUGGGCCAGCCCUGACUAUUUAGUAUAUUAGUUUGAUAAUAUCUAUUUUUAUAUACAUGAAAUAUAACCAAGGCUUUGCAUUCUUCAUGGAAUUAGUCUUUAAAUUUUGAACUGUAGGAGUGUUCAAAAUCCAAAUGGCAUAAUUUAGGCCAAAAUAGGGGAUUUGGAAAAAUGUUAUAACUCAUCCAUAGUGACAGUUUAACUAUUUCAGAUUAAUUUUGCAGUUUAUAUUUACAUAAAUACAUAUACAAAAAAUCUUAGUUCUGUAAUUAAAUCAUGCCUGUCUCCAAUUAUUUCUUGUCCUUGUGUCAAACUCCAGUCCUAUAAUAUAUCCAGCAAAAACCUAGAUUCAAUAUGUUUAAAUCUGCUUUUCAAAUGAUUUAAUAAUUUGAUAUAUUGAUAUAUUUUAUAUCCAUUAGAAGUUUUGUUCAAUUGUAAUACUUUGAAUAAAUCUUUUUAAAAGUUUGGCAAAAAAUAUUUUAAUCAAUUUAAAAGUUUAUCCAAAAUAUUAAAUUAUUUGAAAAGUUUAUACAAAAAUAUUAAAUUGAGGCCAAAGCGUGCAUUAAAGAGGGCAUAAAUCAAAAUAACGUCUUUAUGUUAAUCUGACGUGCUACAGCAUACAGUCAAUGUUUCAAUACCAUCCCCAGAUUUCUCACAAGACGUCAAGGUAAUGCGGUUUAAACAUUGCCUGUAAGAUGUUACAUUUCUGAUAAGAAUAAAGCAACCCUUUUGUUUAUUUUCUCCUAUAAGUGCACUUCUUCAUGUUAGAGAAAUCAUUUUCAGUAUAUCUACACACUAUACUGGAACAAUGCACAUAUAUAUAUAUAUAUAUAUAUAUAUAUAUAUAUCGUGCUUGUAUAAAACAUUUUCCAGAGCAGCUUUUUAUAUCUGGUCAGGCCCUGGAGCUUAGACACUGCUUGAUAUCCCUCUGUAAUACUCUAUUUUCAGAAUGAAAAAUAUUUCACGACGUAUCUUUCCUAAGGCACUAUGCAUUCGUUAAAGACAUACAUCUAACAGGAUCUUCCCCAGCAAAGUACUGAGCCUUAACUACUGCAGCAAUUUUACUAUACCUGAGCAUUAUCCUUCAAAAGGUGUUUUUAAAGUAAUGAUCGAAAAUUAAGAGACCUUGCUAUGACAAACUCAAAAUCAAUAUGAAUAGAUAUUGUAAAUAUCCAGACCCUUUACUGUGAGCAAACCCCUACAAACCUUGCACUGGAUACUGUCUUUGAAAUACAGAGAUGCAACAUUAAAGUAAAGACAGACAUUAAAGAGAACACAUUCAAUAACAGAUGGCACAAAAAAACAUUCUAUCUAGCAUGAGGUCCAAAACAACAGCGCAUCUAUAUUGAGUAGGGCACCAUUCAAACAGUGUGGACUGUUUGUCAAAAUAAGGUCAAAUGGAAAUUCAUGGCAAAUACAUAAGAAUCAGUCUUAUUACAUAAUGCUGAUCAAUAUAUGUUUCUUAUUUCCAAUGGGAAAAAAUAAGUGACAUAGGAGACUAUAUGUACAAGAAUCACCAACUGAAAUGUUUUGCGUUUGAUAAAUGUUCACAUCCCUGUUCAUUGCACUGAAUUAUUAUUAUUUUUUUUAAAUCAGACACAGAGGGUGCAUUCAGUGCCAGUCUAGAUAUCAAUUUUCUUUAUUAAAAUGAAUAAGUAUUAUUAUUAUUUUUUUUAUGAUCACCAUUAUACCAAAAUUUAGCAGUUUGGAUGCAGAUUUUGAGCAAAGAUGACCUUUUUCUCUCAAUCAAUACCUGCUAGCUAUAACUAUGCCCGAUGCAAUCCAAAAAUCCAAUACAAUGUUUUUCAAAAACAGCUUUCUUAAUACUUAAUGUUUAGGAUAGUGUUGUUCUUAAAAAGCCCACUAGUGGGCAGCAUGACAUCAUUCUUUCAACCAACGAUUAAAAUGGAUAGUGAUUUUCUUUAUGGUUUCAGUUAAUUAGCCAUAAAUGCCCUCGUUAAAGCAAAUGCUUUAAGCUUUUCCCUCCAUUAUAUUUAUAAUUACCAAACCUAAUGUAACAUACUGUAUAAAUUACUGAGCCCACUGUUUUAUAUGGAUUACACUGACGAAGUGAACGUCAUAUGUACGUAGGUGAUACUUACAUUAAACAAAUUUGUCGCCAAGGGUGAUAUUAAGGUAUCAACAAAAGGAAAAGGAAAUAGGAUAACAUUUUUAAAAAUUUUGUGUUCUUCCUGAUACCUUUUGAUGUGUAUUACAAUUUAUAAGCCUUUUGCUUGUCUCUAUAGUGUUAAUACAUUAUGCUCUGUUAUUAUAUAAUUUGAAAUAGUUUACCAUGUAAUAUCGUGAUCACCCCUUACUUAGCUCUAUAUCUGCUAUCACAAUUUAGUGGUGAACAAGGACUGUAACUUGUGAUCACUAUUUUUCUACAUGAAUUUUUGACACAAGAUUAUUAUUAUUUUAUUAUUUAUAUAGCGCUAUCACAUUCCGUAGCGCUGUACAAUGGGUCAACAUUGUUUAUUAUAACCAAAUCCAAACAAGCAUCCUUUAGAGUUGGUGCUUCUACCAACUGUGACACGGAGGUGUUAUUUAACAAGUUCAAAACCCUGAUUCCCCGACAUGAAUUACCAGUCCCUCCAUCCCAAUUCAUGUCCCAGUAAUUAAAAUAUCUAAUGAUUAAAUUGUUACCUGAAAUGUAUAGCUUUCCAAAUGUGUUGAGGUUGCACUAUUGUGCACCUCUCAACUAGUAGAGUUUGUUCAGCCUGCCCCCUCCUCUUAUCCACCUAUCUCAGUUUCAAACCACAGCACAAAUGACAAAAACAGGGCAUCACUGUGCAGCAACAGAAGAGAGAAACCUGACGCCUGAGCUUGCGAUGCAUAACUCACACUGAUCAGACUUCCUCUAUUCUCCCACUCUCAGAGAUCUUCGAACUGCACAUAUCUAAGUCUGGCAGGCAUGCCCAAUGCACUUUUUUUCAACAUUCAUAUGGAUAGGACACUGGUUAAACUGGGACCCCCCCCCCCUUAAAGUGGGUGUGCAAAGCAUUAAAAAAAAGAAAGUACAUAAAAAUUAUUAAAUGUACCUACUUUUUUUCCAGUCUGCAGGGCUUUUGAAUAAGAAAUUUUUCUCAAAGUGAUGCAUUUCCAUUUAAUAUUGUCAUGAGACACUUGUAUUGUAUGUACGUUUUUUUUUUAUUACAAAACUUCUCUGUUCUGCUCUUGAGGCUUCCCAAAUCUCCAAAUCUCCACCCCCCUUGUGUGUUACACACAGUCACAGGCAGACAGUCUCUCACACACAAACACACACACAGUCACAGGCAGACACAUAGUCACAUACACAGUCACAGGACAUCUUCUGGACACACACAGUCCCAGGCAGACUGUCACACACACACACAAACACACAUAGACACGCACAGAGCCACAGACAGUCACACACAGUCAAAAGGCAUACAGUCACACACACACACAGUCACAUACAGUCAAAGGCAGACAGUCACACACACACACACAUACACACACUCUCCACACACUCUGCCCUUCUUGUGUGUCACACACAGUCACAGACAACCUCACACAGUCACAGGCAGACAGUCACACGUACAGUCACAGGCAUAUGCACAUCAUCACAGACAGUCCCACACAGUCUCAAGCAGUCAAUCACAUACAUUUAUACACAGUCAUAGGCAGACAGUUACAGACACAUACAGUCACACACAGUUACACACAGUCACAGGCAGAUACAAACACAAUCUUUCUUUCUCACUUACAGACAGUAUGGGCUGGAGGAGGUAGCAGGGGCAUUGAAGUCCAUGGUAUGUAGUAGUUGGGGAAACAGUGUACAGCUGUAAUUUUAUCUCCGGCCCUGCCACCAAUUUAGCUCCAUACCCUUACUUGCGGCCAGGUUUUGAAACUUGUUAUUGCAUUGCUGAUCCCUGUGUAUGCAAGCUGCGUCGGCUGCCUUGGCGCCACACACCCUGCACACCCUUAAGGCCGGCCUUGGUCCUCUCAACUCCCUUCCAAUAACCAUCCACUCUAUCUGCAACAUGCCAAACCUGAGCACCCGGGAGACAAUAACUGUCUGGUUGAUGCCAUCAGAGAGACAGAUUACCCUGUCUACUCACUUAAUCAUAGAGUCCCCUGUGCAUACACAUACACUGAGACAAACGCACGCUUUUGUUUUUGUUGCUGCUGUUAUUUUCUAAGGCCAUAGGCAUACUGAAGGUGACAGCUCAUGGAGGGCUCUGCAAAUUACCAUAAUUAUCUUUUCCUGGUCAUAGGCCAUUGCAGCACAACAAUGGGUAGCUCCUCCCUAUACCUAAUUGGACAGGAACCUAAUUAAAACAGAAGGUAUGAGUAGCUCCUCUUACCCCUCCCACCCUCAGUCUUGUUUCCAGCAAUAUCCCAGGGCGCGAUCUUUGUGCUGCCAUGGCCUAUGACCAGAAAAGAAAACUACGGUAAGUAGGAAUACAUUUUCCUUUUUCCUGGCCAUAUCCAUGCCAGCACAACAAUGGGUAAUACCCAAGCGAUGACCAAGGGAGGGAAGAAAUACACAGGACUUCCAAAUUAUUAAUGGGAAGUGACAACACACACACCUCAUAAGGAAAUUAAAAACUGAUUACCCACUAUUGCCACAUUACCAAAUUGACCUACUAAAUGUACCAAAGGAUCCUUUAGGGCGACUUCCCUUGUAUGAUCCAGAUGAUUUUCUUCCCAUAGAGCUUUCAUCGUAGGGAAUUCCAAUCAUUAAUAGGCACUCUUUUGUUUGGAGCCACAGAAAAAAUUAGAAUGGCUUACCUAUGUCCCUUAGAGUCUGACCUGUUUUCAGGGAUCAGACGGAUCUGAAUCCAUAACUGCAUAAGAUUCGGAUGUUAUCCUUAGCUAUGCAAAUCUCUGCUAAAAAAGGAUUUCAACAUUAUUUGCUUGAAAUUAAAAUUGGCAGGAAUCUCUUAUCGUUCAGAUAAAAUUGAUGAAGGGUAGAAGCGGUUAUAUUCAUAUAUAUGCCAUGGAUAUGGCCAGAAAAAAAUAAUAUAUGUGUGUGAUAUUUUUAAGUCAAAUAUGCUUUAAUACAUAUAACUAUCUGAAUAGUUUUGAGAUUUAAACCUCUCCAAUUUCAAAGAUUAUUUUACAUUGUAGAUGCAACGACUUUGAGAAUGGAUGAUAACAAAAAUGUAAACUGGACGUCUGCUUUUCCAACAUCAGAGUCGGGUGACAUGAACAUAACUGAAAGGAUACAAGAUGAUUGGAAUUCCGGUAAUGAACUUUACAAAUACAUAGCUCUCUUUUCUGUAUGGCCCUUAUUUUUAACAGUGUAUGAAUUAUAAGGAAGGCAUGUUGUUAGAUCUCAAAAUGACCUAUCAUAUAUGAUAUAUAUAUAUAUAAUAAUGUUUGCAUAUUUUCCACUAAAUUCGGUCUCUGCCAAACAGGGCAAAUUGGGCAAGUUGUCUCUUUUCACUGCUACACGAAGCCUCUCUUUUCAACAUUCAAUUUCUAUUGAGCCUCCAACCUUAAUAUUUCAAUUGCCUUUUUCACAAUGCACUUACUGUAUUUUAAAUUUAUUACUACCAAAUGCAUCCAAAUGUGAUUAAUUGUGCAAUCUUUUUACUCUCAUAAUAUUUGUCUCCUUUUGUUACCCUUGACAUGUUUUUCCCUUCAUUAUCCCUACUGUCUUCCUCCCAUCAUUACAUCUCUGUCUUUAUCCAUUCAUUAUCACUGUUGCCUUUUUCACUUCAUUACCCCUAUUUCCUGUCCAUUCAUCAAUCCUGUCCCAUUUUUACCUUCAUUAACCAUUCCACUAGUAUGAUCACAAUUAUGUGCUACCUUUCUACAUUUAUUGCUGCUUACUCCCAUAGUACUUUUAUCUUCUUAAUUUCUGCAUCACUUAAGGGAGAGGUAAGUUUCUCCCUAGGGACAUAUAGGCUAUUAUUUCUUAAAAAUACACACCGUUUAUCCUACCAUAAUCUGAUUAGCUAUAUAUAUAUACAUACACAUAUAUACAUAUACAUAUAUAUAUAUAUAUAUAUAUAUAUAUAUAUAUCUUAAAAACCAAGUUAUGGUGUGGAAGAAUAGUGAUUGAAAACCCCUUCCACAUGAAGUCUGUGGAUAGUCAAUGCAAUGUUAAACAAAAAUCUGCACACCAGUCAAGCCAUAAGACUUGAUUUUCCCACAGAAAUCACACAUUUGCAGUGAUGUUACUACCGCAAAGGAUUCUGGGUGGGCAUAUAUAAAAUGAGGCAAAAAUUUGACUUUCUGGAUUUAAUUUGCAUAUGCCCACCCAGAAUCCUUUGCGGUAGUAACAUCACUGCAAAUGUGUGAUUUCUGUGGGAAAAGCAAGUCUUAUGGCUUGACUGGUGUGCAGGUUUUUGUUUAACAUUGUAUUGACUAACCACAGUUUUCAGGUGGAAGGGGUUUUCAAUCACUAUUUUUCCCCACCAUAACCUUGUUGUUUUUUUCUUCCCAAGCACCACCAAGACUCAAUAGCAAGCCAGUAACCAACCUCAUGCUGAUGAUUUGCAUUAACAAUGAAAUAGCUGUCCAUGAGUGGUUCACUGGCUUUGCAUAUUUUCCUAAGUUGUGUUUCAGAGCUGUUGUAUACAGCAAACACAGAUGAAAAGGAAUCCAUGUUUAAAAUGGAACGAGGCAAAAAUGUGAUUCUUUGUUAAACUAAUUUGCAUAUGCCCACCCAGAAUCGUUUGCAGUAGUAACAUAACUGUAAAUUUAUGAUUUCUAUUGGAAAAGCAAGUCUUAUGGCUUGACUGGUGUGCAGAUUUUUGUUUAACAUUGUAUUGACUAUCCACAGACUAUUUUAUAACAUUUUUUUAAAUUAUAUAUAUAUAUAUAUAUAUGCAUCGAGGCAUUUUUGUUUCAUUAUUUGUGUUUUUUUUCCAUUUGGUUUCUCAUAGAUCUCUUCUCAGGAAACAAUGUACAGGAGAAGAUGGUGAGAUUUCUAUAUUUUAACUACUUUCACUAGCAAUUUUUUUAUUCAGAGCAUUUGUCAUGAAAAAGUUAGAAUCACACCCACAGAUUUAUACACACAUGAUAUUCAGGAAAAAACUGUUUUGAAGUCAAAUAGAAUUGGAAUUAUUUUUGAUUGGUUGUUUUGGACUAAAAUUUAAAAUUUAAUUUGAAUUCACUUUCAAUCUCUGACAAUUCACUGUUUGUUGAAUAACCCUGUUCUAGUUUGUAACACCAAAAUGUGAGACAAAAAAAAGCAAUGUUCGAGCAGGGCAGGCAAUGUAGUAAGCAAGGGUAGGGCAACAUCUAAAACUAUACAUUAGGGAAAGAAGUAAUAAGGAAAAUUCAUUGAACAAAUCAGGAACCAGAAAAAAAUGCGACUGUUAAACUGUCUAAUCAUCAAUUAAUUAAACUGAAUGAAAAUAUGUAAUAUGAAAAGUGUCUCUUCACAAUAUUGCACAGCACUGACAAUUCUGGGGAAAUUACAGACAUGUACAAUUGGCAAUAAAGAACACGUUAGUGUCUGGAUACUCAUCUCUAAUUUGCUCUCAAGAAGAAAUCAUUUUUUAAAACAUAUUUUAAUCCCUUAAGGACACAUGACAUGUGUGACAUGUCAUGAUUCCCUUUUAUUCCACAAGUUUGGUCCUUAAGAAAACAAAUAUUUAUUUAAUUGCAUGCUUGGUCAACUCAUUGAAGCACAUACUUGAGUGCUCUUUCUAGGAUACAACAUACUUGGAAGGUUUUGAUGCAAGACGGGGAUGGGCGGGCCAGAAUGAGGCUUUAAUAAGGGACAAGUCCAUCUCCUGCUGCCUCUCAUGCCUCCCUAUAAAUGUGUGGCUUUCCUUUACGCAGCAGAAGCUCUUUAGUGAUAUUUUUCUGAAACCCGGGUUGGUGAGCCUGGAGUCUGAAUUCUGGACCAUUCCACCUAAUCCAGGACUUUUGAGGAAUAUGAUAUAAUUUAGGAGUCUGUUUUGAACAAAUUACAACAUUUGUGACCAAGAAUAAACAUGGAUUUAUGGACAGAAACAUCAAAAAUACAUUUAAUCUCUUUCUUUGAUAGUUAUGUUAGAUCUGGUUUAUUUAUAUUUUGAAACGUCUUCUGAUACAGUGCAAUGGAGGUUACCGCUCUACAUUAUGGCUUUGUCAAAUAGCAUGCAGAAGUGUAUGUAAAUCCCAGCCAAUUUCUAUACUAUUUUUGUUUGUUUUGAACCAGUUUAUUAUAGCACUGUUGGUAAAAGCCAAUUUAAAAAUAUAUAUUUUUUUGUUAAGCAUCUUUUUAAAGGUACUUCAAGUUCUAAUGAGAUGUUAGAAAAUGCCUCCUUGUUUUGUUGUAUAUCUAAUCGAUCAUGAAGUGAUAGCACAACGGUAGUUUAAUUUCAAGUUUUACACAUCCCAUGAGUUUAGAAUGACUUAUAAAAAAUGCUACUGGGUUUGAUUUACAAAUGCAUUGCAGACUGUAUUUUAGAAAGUUUUCCGUAAAGCUGUUGAGGGAUAAAAGCGAGGGGGGAGGUGUCUUUAUAAAUGUAUGUUUAAAGCAUUUAAAAAAAUAAAAUAAAAAUACAAAAUAUAUAUAUAUAUAUAUAUAUAUAUAUAAUAUAAAUAUAUCCUUAGGGAUUACAUGAUAACUUUGCUACACUCUAAAUUUUGUUACAUUUUUCAUUUUAAUAUAAUUAUUCUUUCAUUAAUUUGUGAAAGGAAAUCCAUUUUUUGUAAUUUACAUAUAUGUAAAUGUUCAAAUAUUGUCUGACCAAAGGUUUUUUUUUUUUACCUAACCUUACUUAAAAAAUCUAUUUCCUUUCAAAACUUGCUGAAAGAGGAUUACUAUAUUAAAAAAAUUGUUUUGAGGUGACAGUUGUCCUUUAAGCCAUUCUUGUUUAACCCCUUAAGGACCAAACUUCUGGAAUAAAAGGGAAUCAUGACAUGUCACACAUGUCAUGUGUCCUUAAGGGGUUAAAGGUCAGCGUGGUCUACCUACAUAUGAUGGUUCGCCUGUUUCUUCCACUUGUGUAGCUUUCUAUGGUGGAGGAGGGCUAUUGGUCGUAUUCAACAUGGGCAGGUUUCCUGACAUUGAGCUCUGACAGUGAACCUUUAGUCAAGCAAUGCAAGCAAGGGCAAACGGUCCCAUACUGGAAUAUGGAUUAUUAAUUAUUAUUAUUAAAUGGGAUUAUUAAUUUAACCAUUUAAAACAAACUAUAUACUGUUGAUCCAGUAAAAAAUAUAGAGAGGUGACUGAAGGUUAUAAGUAUGAUGCCUCUAAUCAGAUGCAUGUGCUGCAUGAGAAAAGAUUAAAUAACAGACACAGUUCAUAGUAAUUACUACUUUUUAAAUAUUCCUGCAUGCAUUUUUCUUGACAGGGUCACUUUAUUGACUCUUAAUUGACUAUUGCUCAGCUAUUGAUUUGUCUUGCUUCUCUAUUAGAAAACGGAAAAUUCUCUUCACAUUGUACUCAUCGCAAUCAGUCUAUCUGUGAUUAUUGUAGCGGCUGUUAUUCUCCUGUUACUGAAAUUAAAAGGUAAGUGACAGCAGACAGUAGUUUUGUUUAAUUUAUAUGAAUUCACAGUAUUGAAAGGUGCACUUAACUUUAUGUGAGUUUCCAAGCACAUCCUGAGGUCUAGAUUCUACUUUUACAUACUAUUACUAUUAAUAAUACUAUUGGAAUAAUAUAAUGAAAUUCUAUAAUAUUGGAAGACUAAAUGGAUGAAUUAAAGGGUUUAUCAAAGCACCAUGAUCACUUCAGUGUUUUAAAGUGGUCAUGGUGCAAGGAACCUGUAUUUGUAAUGUUUCAAAUCUUGUCAUUGCAGCUAGUGAGUUAGUGAAGGUGAAUUUUCAUCAUUGUAUUUAAAAGGGGAUGACCACAAGGAUUAUAACAACCGAAACACAAUAUUUUACUAAAACAUAGUUUUCUGGUUGGUUUAACCCUUUAACUUCAUCAGCAAUUGCCACUGUGAUUCUGACAUACAACUCUGGGUAAUCUUAGUUGCUAUGUUACUGAAGUAUGAUCAGCAUAUGUUUGUAUCAGUUUAUGGCGGCAAUGCCAUCCUGUCUAGUUGAUUUACUAGAGCCAAAUGCUGUAUACUUCACUACAAUGGACAAUUAAUUCCCAUUUAAGAAUAAUAACUACUAGAUGCCUAAGGGGCAAUGUUGGUCUUUAUUUGCUACUAUGGAAUGCAGUAAUAAACUAAUUAUGUGAAUUACAUACUUAAAGUGUCAAGUUUAAAAUGGGACACGAGUAAAUGUGCCUGUAUUUUACAAGCUGGUCAGCUCAACCCACAUCCAUGUCUUGUAUAUACUAUAAGUUAUUAAUGAUUUCUGUAUUACUUAUUUUAAAUACUAAACAAUGGUUUUUUUUGUAUCCUCAAUUCAUACUUAGUGCAAAAAGCUAGGAGAAUGCCAGUAUAUCUUAGCUAUAUGGAAUACAUUAACAGCAUUUAAUAUUUCUCAUUAUCAGGGAAACAAAGAGGAAUGUAUCCUUUCCAAACAGAUCCCAGGUAUGUCAUAUAUCAUCCUUGUGUAUGCCUAAAACAACAGAGGCUUCUUUUAACCCAACCAAAUGCAUCUUAUUUGUGUUGUUCAUGAAUGGGAGUGCAUAACUGGUUAGUAUGUGUGCUUAUGUUUGCUCCUACAGCAAGUCCCACUGCACAGAAUUGAGGAAAACAUGUGAUAUUAGACAUAUGGAGAAAAAAAGCUUGCUGUGUAGAAUCUUUAACACUUUCAAUACCAAAGUCAAGUACGAACAUUUUUAUUUUAUUAUGCAAUAUAAAAUGUAGUCUAUAAAGCCUCAUCACUAACAGAGAAAGUUUAUACUCCAGUUUUGAUAAGCCUGUAGAGAAAGCAUGUCAAACUCAAAGGCUAGCAUGGCCCAAAUAAACAAGGUUUAAGUUAAUGUGGGCCGCAAAAAAAAAAAACAGACUUAAAGGGAUACUGUAGGCACCCCGACCACUUCAGCCCAUUGAAGUGGUCUGGGUGCCAACUCCCAUCACCCAGAGGAGCCUGAACCAGCGCAGAGGGCAUCAGCGCUGGAUUCAGGUAAGUGUCUGUAGGGGUUUUAACCAUAGGCGUGCGCAGCCUAUUGCAUUAGGGUGUGCACCCUAAAGCACAAGCACACGCCGCAUAUAUAUGUAUGUGUGUGUGUAUAUAUAUAUAUAUAUAUAUAAAAAACAAAAGGGGGUUGGCUGCACUCACCUUAACAUGCAUAAAUGGGGGUGCUGCUGGGGGCCAAAUAAUACAAAACACAAGAUCCAGCGCACUCACCUAUCCACUAAACAGCAACUUCAAUAUUGAAAGAUUUUAUUUGUUUUUUUAAAAACACCUAAUCUAGGCAAAAAUAAUGGGGGUUUAGUUACAUUAUAUGAUCAUACAUUGCAUAAGCCUGCCACAACGUCAAUGUACCCCAUCUUUGGCAGGUCCUACACUAACAGCCUAAUGUCUGCUCUUAUGAGAUUAACCUACUUGGGGAAAGAAAUUCCAUCUGGGGCUCUCUGCAGUACAAGGCUAAAUAGGGCCCUGGGAUGAGGCACCUGUGACAGGGAGGGGUGCAAAACCAAGGAGUUGGCUAGACUCCCAAAUAUAUAUAAAACAAGAGGGGGUUGGCUGCACUCACCUUAACAUGCAUAAAUGGGGGUGCUGCUGGGGGCCAAAUAAUACAAAACACAAGAUCCAGCGCACUCACCUAUCCACUAAACAGCAACUUCAAUAUUGAAAGAUUUUAUUUGUUUUUUUAAAAACACCUAAUCUAGGCAAAAAUAAUGGGGGUUUAGUUACAUUAUAUGAUCAUACAUUGCAUAAGCCUGCCACAACGUCAAUGUACCCCAUCUUUGGCAGGUCCUACACUAACAGCCUAAUGUCUGCUCUGGCUGUUAGUGUAGGACCUGCCAAAGAUGGGGUACAUUGACGUUGUGGCAGGCUUAUGCAUGUGGGUCAGUGGGGAGGCAGGCUGAGAACAGAGUCUCUGCAUGAGCCGACAGGGGAGAUCCUGAGAUCUCCCCUGCCGGUCUCAAUAUACAUAGACGUGCCGCGGGGAUUAUGUUUUUUUUUUGUGCACGCCUAUGGUUUUAACCCCUUCAGCGACGUGGGAUGGGGGGGGCGAGGUCUCCCUUCCUGCUCCUCACUGCUCCCUCACACGUGCAUUUAAGUGAUGCCGGGCUGGAAUAACAUCAUAUUCCAGCACCCGGCAUCACCACAGAGGGCGGCUGUGAGGAUAUUUAUGGGGAUUAAUUAUUAUUAAUUAAUUUUCAUUAAUAAAAAAUUAUAUUUUCAUAAAAAUUAUUAAAAUUAAUAAUCUUUAUUAAAAUAUCAGGGCUUGAUAUUUUAUUGGCACUUAUUCACAAUUAUUAUUUAAAGCGAAGAGUUUAUGCACUAUUUUAACUCUUUAGACCUGGAAUACGUUGUUCAAAUUGAAUAUUUUAUAAAAAUUAUAAUAUUUAUUUUUGUCAAUAAGUGUAACUAUACAUGGUAAUUAGUGAAUAGUUUUCAAUAAUAUUGAACAAGAUAUGGCAUAGUACAGUAUCACAAUCUCAGUAACAAUGUUAAAUUUUUUAAAGUGAAAGAGCUUAUUAUGUCCAAAGCCCAAUCCAAGCAGAGCUGGCCAUUCCAGGGAGCUGAGGUAGCCCUAUACCAGGACUUGUCGCCCCUCACACUAGAGGCUCACAGGGCUCUAGGGCCGAUAACCCAACUCUUAAGAAGCCGAAAUAUACCAUAUAAAUGGGGCUUCCCCUUUAGUCUGCUAGCCCCAUAUGAGAAUGAAUGGGUACCCGUGAGAUGGCCAGAUGAGGUACCAGUAUUCCUGAGGAGACUAGGCCUGCCGUACACCAAGAUGGCCGACUGGAUCCCGGGGCCGCUUGAACAACGACCUGCCCCCAUGGCGCAAAGAGCCGCUCGAAGACGCAGAGAGGACUCACCGCGCAGCCCACCAGCACACUGGCCUCGAAACCCGGCCCAACACGCCGAAUGUGCGAGACACCGGCCCGAUAGGCCAAUAAAAGACCCCCCUUGAAUGGCAGUGAGGGGACACCGACAGACGAACACCUGGGGACGAUGGCCACAAGACCCGCUCAGAUAAGUACUUGUACCCCACUUUGACUUGCACUGACCAACGACUUAAGACUCUAGACUCAUCCCUUCCGAGGCUCACCCCACCACGGGGCACGACAUGCGAUAGAUUCGAUCCGCCCACUACUGACUGCAAACACGUCCCCGACACAGCACAGACCGCGCCUGGGGAAUGAAAACCAAGACACGCUGAACAGCUAUUGGGGAGGGGGGUUAAGGGUGAAGGGGGACAAUGCAGACCUCUGUGGAGCAGAAGAACCACAUAGCCCAGAGCGAUAAUAUCCUGGGUGAGAGGGCAUCAACCAUUGCCACUAACCUAGCUGGACUGCUGGGAGCCGGGAGAGGAUGCGGGUGGGAGAACCGGACUCAUCGGCAGGCCAACGGAGGAAGCGGGGGGGGGGAUACAGCAAAAUUGAAAGUGAGCAUUAGAAAGGGGAAGGCUAUAGAAACAAGGUGGGAGAAAUGGGGGGGAGGGGGAGGAAAAGGGAAAAGGGGGGAGAAGGGGGUGGGAAAAAGAAAAAUGGGGAAAAAAAUGGAAAAAAAUGUGUUGAACUGGAUAUGCACAAUAUUCUUCAUGAAACAUAGACCACACAAGUCCACACGAGGACUAACAAGCACAAAACCCCACACCGAACAGCAAGGGUUACAGGAUCGAGCUGCCGAGAGAGGGGGACCGCACCGACACGACAUAAGAGAUUAAUAUAACAGACCCCAGACGGAGAUCAUACAUUAGCACAUAGAAACAUAGAAACAUAGAAUGUGACGGCAGAUAAGAACCAUUCGGCCCAUCUAGUCUGCCCAUAGAUGGGCCAUUCGGCCCAUCUAGUCUGCACAUAACCCCGACCACAGAGUGCACAACUAUAGGUUCACACCCGGCGGACCAGGAGCCCAGUUGAACACCACGAGGCACACUCACAUCACCAAUUCUGCUAGCAAGGACCACGACCUGAACUAGGCCCGAGUAUACCAAGACUACUGAGGGAACCACGGCAGCAGCCGCUCUGGUAACUACCGUGUAGUGGUACGGCUUUGGACAUCCACCCAGUUACAAAGGACUCUACCUGAACUAGGGAGAGACAAGACCACACACCAAUUGAGGGGGCACACACCCACCCUCACCAACACACACCACAACAACAAGAAACAAGACACAUAACUCCACCCGCGAAAAAGGCAACACACCACAUUACUCUGCUCCCCUCUGGGUUCCCAAACAGCUACCUCUAUCUAUCACGCAUAACGGGCCCGCGCCUGUUGGUCCCACCCCCGUACUCACCCAACCGUGCUGCUAGUGGUCCGGCGGGCUUGGGCCCCCGGCCCGCAAGGAGGGAAAAAGACAUAGCACUUUCCCGAGGUGAGCAUACCGUCCGAAAUGGCUUACUCCCAAGCACCUCUGACCAUAAUAACACAAAACUGCAGGGGACUAAAUGCCCCAGAAAAGACGACUCACCUGUUGAGAGACCUCAAGAGACUCAAUUGUCUCAAUUGCUCUCCUACAGGAAACCCUCCUGAGCGAACUCACUACUUAAAAACCGACACUACCCACUGAACUUCUACAGCAACCAUCCCACGAUGAGGAAAACAGGAACAGCUAUCCUGAUCGCUGCCAGCCUCCACUUUGCAGCUACAGAUCACCUAGUGGACGUCGAUGGAAGGUUCCUCUUUGUAAAAGGGGAUAUGGCCCGGGAAAACCUAUACAAUAGCAAACAUCUAUGCCCCGAACUCGGGACAAGCCAGCUUUAUUCGCAGAACACUGAUGAAGCUGACCAAAUUCUCAGAGGGAGUCCUGAUAUUGGGAGGGGACUUGAAAGUCUCACUAGACCCCUUGGCAGACACAUGGCAGAAACCUCAGGCUAAUAGACACAUGGUGUAAGCUCCACCCUGUAGAACGGGACUUUACCUACUACUCCACACUACACCACCGAUACUCCAGAACUGACUACAUAUGCAUACAGCAGGAGGGGCUCACCUAUCUCAGGAACGCUGACAUUCAACCCACACCCUGGUCAGACCAUAGUGCGGUGAAAGUGGAAAUGGAGUCACCCUUGUACCGCCGGACCAGGACGGCUUGGAGACUCAAUGAUUCCCUUCUUCUAGACGAACCGAUGAGAGCGCAAAUUACUGAUCAUGUCAGUAUUUUGAGGAGAAUAACACCGAUGACCUGUCAGACAUGACUAUCGGGGAAGUGCACAAAAGUGUCCUGAGGGGGCACCUAAUACGAAUGGCAACACAGAAGAAAAAGGAAGCUGGAGAACAACUAAGAGACCUCACCCAACAGAUAGCAGACCUGGAACAGAGGCAUAAAAGGACUCAACAAGACCAGACAUAUAGGGACCUAAUCACGAAAAGAAGACAGCUCACGGAGAUAAUAGAACGCAAGCACGCUAGACAGGUACAACGCUCAAAAGCUUUCUUCUACAUGCAUGCUAAUAAAGGAGGGAAGCUACUCGCCCAAAUGCUAAGAGGUCCGCAGAACAAGGCCCAGGUACACACCCUGCGAACCAGACAAGGCAGACUAACGCAAUUCCCGUAAGAAAUCGCGGACGAAUUCAGGUCCUUUUACACAAAAUUAUACAACACCACUGACAUAAACGGAGACCCCGACACCGCACAGAAACAAACGGAAACAGUGAGAUACUUGCAGGAUUUCAACCCCGACGCCCUCACCCCGGAAGAAGCAGAAACGCUAGACGCACCAGCUUUAACCCCUUAAGGACUGGACUGUUUUUGCGAUGUUGUACAUUUGCGACCAGGAAUAUUUUUACACUUUUGUGGUGUUUGUGUUUGGCUGUAAUUUUCCGCUUUCUCAUUUACUGUUCCCAUACAAAUUAUAUAUUGUUUUUUUCAGGACAAAAUGGGCUUUCUUUACAUACCAUUAUUUAUAUAAUCUCAUGUAUUUUAAUUUUAAAAAAAUACAAAAAUCUGAUGAAAAAUUGAAAAAAAUACAUGUUUUUUGACUUUUACUUGAAAAAUCUUUUACUCAUCUACAAAAGCGAAUGAAAAAAACUGCUAAAUAGAUUCAAAAUUUUGUCCUGAGUUUAAAAAUACCUAGUGUUUACGUGCUUUUUUGCUUUUUUUUGCAUGUUAUAGGGCUAUAGGUACAAGUAGGAUAUUGCGGUUUAAAACAUACAUUUUAAAAUUUAUCAAUAGUGACAUUGUAACACUAUUAUCUGUCAUAAAUCUCUGAAUAACACCCCACAUGUACAUAUUUUUUUUAAAGUAGACAACCCAGGGUAUUCAAUAUGGGGUAUGUCCAGUCUUUUUUAGUAGCCACUUAGUCGAAAACACUGGCCAAAGUAAGCAUUCAUAUUUGUUUGUGUGUGAAAAAAGUAAAAAAACUAAAUUGAACGCUAAUUUUGGCCAGUGUUUGUGACCAAGUGGUUACUAAAAAAGACUGGACAUACCCCAUUUGCAAUACCUUGGGUUGUCUUCUUUUGCAAAUGGUAUGCCAUCAUGGGGGUAAUUCUCAUUCCUGGGCUACCAUACGCUCUCAAAGGCAACGUAACCAACCUGGCCAUUUUCAAUGUAAAAAUAUUUGACCCAUAUAUUUGACCUUGUAACUUUCAAAAAUGCUAUAAAACCUGUACAUGGGGGGUACUGUUUUACUCGGGAGACAUCGCUGAACACAAAUAUUAGUGUUUAAAAACUGGAAAACGUAUCACAACAAUUAUAUCAUCAGUAAAAGUGCUGUUUGUGUGUGAAAAAUGCAAAAAAAGUAACUUUCACUGACAAUAUCAUCGCUGUGAUAUGUUUUACUGUUUUGAAUCACUAAUAUUUGUGUUCAGCGAAGUCUCCCGAGUAAAACAGUACCCCCCAUGUACAGGUUUUAGGGUGUCGUAGAACGUUACAGGGUAAAAUACAGUGCUAGCCAAUUAAAUUCUCUGGAAUUUCGGCCUGGGUUGGCAGGCAGGUCCCUCAAAUUGCAAUCAAUAAAAUUACUGAAUUAUGUAAAAAUAUUACAUAAAUACGCACGUAGAAUUUAAAUAUAUAUGCAUAUUUAUAUAUUUGAAGUCUACGUGUAUAUUUAUAUAAUUAUUUAUGUAAUUUUGUAUAUGGACGUAUGUAUAUUUCUUAUUAUUUUUAUUUAUUUUUAUAUACAUAGAUAUAUAUACAAAUUCAUUCUAAGUGUAUUUUGAUAUAAAUAUAUAUAUAUUAAUUUUAAAAUACAGUUAGAAUAAAAUUUCAUAUAGCUAUAUAAUUUUUUUUAAAUUUUUUAUUAUUAUUUUUAAAAAAAAAUAUUUAAUUUAAAUUACUUAUUAGUUAUAUUUUAUAAUAAUAUAUAUAUACAAUAUAUAUAGUUAUUAUAUAUAUUAUAUAUAUACGUGUGUAAUUUAAUUAUAAGUGUAUUUUUAUAUUAAUAUAAGUACAUAUUAAUAUAAAAAUACACUUAGUAUGACAUUAUAUAUAUAUGAUAUAUAGACAUAUAUUAUAUAGAUAUAAUAUAUGUCUAUAUAUCAUAUUUAUACAUAUAUAAUUAUUAUUAUUUUUUUUAUUACCAUUAACUUUAAUUUUUUUUCUGAUUUUACAGUUGCAGGGAGACUGCCUGUCAGUACAGGCAGUCCCCCUGCAGGCAGCACUAUGGACACCUAUUGUGACCAUGUGAUCGCUGUGUUAAGCGAUCACAUGGCCACAGGGGUCCUAAUCUGCCGUGGGGAGACUGUCUGGGCUGCAGGCAGUCUCCCCACAACCGGAGGAACACUGAUCGCCGCCGGGGGAACGACGGCGAUCAGGUAAGUAGCCCCAGACCGUUUGGACGGUUCAGGACCGUCAUCGGUCCUCAAGGCAAAAAUGCCGAUGACGGUCCUGAACCGUCCUCGGUCCUUAAGGGGUUAAAGACAGCAAAAAAUGGAAAAGCACCCGGCCCAGACGACUUUCCGGUAGAAUACUACAAGAAAUUCAGCGAUGAACUGAUACCGAAACUAGUAGUAGCACUAAACAGCCUAAGAGACGAUUACGGGGAUCCCGAAACCGGGCAAAAACACUGAACAGGUGGGAAACUACCGCCCGAUAUCCCUCAUCAAUACGGACGUAAAACUUUUCUCAAAGAUACUAUCAUCCCGACUACAGACAUAUAUGCCAAGACUGACCAGACAGGUUUCAUCCUGGGCAUGGAGGCCAGAGACAGCACCCUCAGCCUCUUUGUGAUCCAACACACAGCAAAACAACUAAAGAAAAAACUACUUCUGCUAUCCACGGACACAGAAAAAGCAUUUGAUAGAGUGAACCCCUGAUUUAAUAGGAACUUCGGAGACCAGAGGCAUAGUAGUGGGUAAUGUAAUGAUGCCCACUCUUUUGGUAAUGUACAACAUACAUCUCUCAGUACAACCCAUUCCAACAUUUCCCCCUUUGCACAGUCAAUAUGAGGAUUGUAAUUAAUAAGCCAAGGAAAUCCUAAUAUGAUGGGACAAAAAGGAGGAGCAAUUAUUUGGAAUGUUAUGUCUUCCUUAUGUAAGGCACCAAUGGAAAUGUUAACAGGCAAGGUUUCGUAGGUAAAGAAGGGUUGACAGCGAGGUCUCCCGUCAAUAGCCUCAAUGGCCAGAGGUGAUGAUCUCUACCUGAUAGGUAUAGAAUAUUUUUUGACAACAUUUACGUCAAUGAAGUCUCCCGUCGCACCUGAGUCCAUCAGGGCUUUGCAUGAAAUGUUCUUCUUGAUACAUUUGGCCAUAAUAUCAAGGAGGAAUCUAUGUUUGUUAUUCCCAGAGGACAUAUUCAUCACACCUAAGACCUUAGGGUUCUUAGGUGCGGAAGUUUUCUGGUUGUUUGGGACAAGCACUCCUCAUAUGUCUUUUUUUUACCGCAGUAUAGACAUAGACCCUCUUUUCUCCUAUAUUGUCUUUCUGCCACUGACAGUCUAGUGACCCCCAACUGCAUAGGUUUGGUUUCGGACUGUACAGAGAGGCCAGGAACAACAGGUCUGGAGAACCGAGGUGCUAAUAACAUAGCCAUAUGUCUGGUUCUAUUUCAGGUAGUUUCUCUGGUUCUAAGUCUAUUAUCAAUCUGCAUGACAAAUGUGAUAAACUCAUUUAAUCUUUUAGGUAGAUCUUUGGCAGCAAUCUCAUCCAGAAUUGCAUUGGAUAAUCCUUUUUUAAAUGUAGAGAUUAACCAGCUAUUAGUCCAGUUCUAUUCUAGCGAAAUUCUAUGGCAUAAUCUGAGAUCGACCGGUUCCCUUUGUUUGAUAUGCAUUAGGGCAGUGGAGGCGUCAUCCUCCCUGCCUAAUGGUUCAAAUGUUAAUUUGAAUUCCGCAAGGAAUUCCUGGUAAUUAUAUGCAAUACUCCUAUUACUCUCCCAUAACGUAUUGGCCCAAGCUAAGGCUUUACCUUUAAGUUGGUUCAUUAGGUAACCAAUCCUAGCUCUAUCCGAUGGAAAAGAUCCCGGUGAGGCCUCAAAGUGGUACUCAAUUCGAUUCAGAAAUCCCCAGCAUUCUUGAAUAUUACCAUCAAAAUGCGGGGGAGGCGAUAGGGAGAUAGUAGGUGCCUUAUGUACUAUAGGUGGAGGUACUUUAGGCAGAGGUGAUAUAGUCGGAGAAACCUUAGGCUGAAGAUGCGCUGUUCGAGUAAGAAGCGUACUGAAAGCCUGGGAAAACUGAUCCAUACCGUGAUCAUUCUCCUCUAGCUUUCUCUCGCAAGCUGCUAUUUGUUGACACAGUUCUACAGGAUCUACGGCCCUGUUGUAAUGUUAGGAUAUUAGUUGAUCCAGCACGCAGAACUGUAUUACACCUAGGACUAAAGGUAACGUCUUACCGGGCCUUAGAAUGGCCGGACUUAACGUACCAGAAAAUAGUCAGAAUAAUUGCCAAAGUUGGGGACACAGAAUGAGACACAACUAUGUGGGAAAGCCAAAAGUCAAGGGUACCAGAAUACAGGGAAGUUAAACAAAGUCAAAGUCAAUAACCAGAAAUAAACGCUCAGGAACACACUCUCGGACAACCACUAAUGGAAACCACGACAGGGCAUGAGGAAAGUCAAGUUUAAAUAAGUCUCCUUUAAAUCCGAUUGGCUGUACCCGGCCUCUGACCCCAGAACGUGCGCACGCGUCCUUUGCGCGACGUCAUAUGCACGUUGACGUCGUUAACACCGCGGCAGAACGUGAUGCUACAAAUAGGCAUGGGUCCGCAGCGACCAAUGGCGGGAAGGUAGUUAUCCCCAGAGACACCACAAGGUGAGGAUGAACAUGUGACAAUAUCACACUAUAGUUCUAUCUUUAUAUAUAAUUAAACUUAAUUUAUAUACAUCAUAGCGAUAUAUGUGUGUUUGCUGAACACAUACUUUUAAUUAACACAUACUUGUCUUAUCUGUGUGUCCUUAUCUUUUAUUGACACAGAUGUAUUUACUCACUGUCUGGCUCUUUUAGCUGACAGUGUCAUACUUUGAGAAAAACAUCUGAUUUCUUCAUUUUAGCACCUCAUGGCAUAUUAGCGAAAUUGCGUUUUUGCUAUUAAGCAUUGUGGCGAAACCGGCCUCGCCACGUGUCCUUGGAGGGGGCUGCUUGCCCACCUCUUGCCUUUGGACUAUGGACCAGACUUUAUGUGAAUGUGUUAACCCAGAUAGCUAUGCCAUGGAGCCCAUUCGUGUAGUUAAAGACUUCGGCUCCAUGGAAAUUGAACUGUGUGAAUAGGAUCUGAGCGCUAUUCAGUAGUUUUGUGCGCUCAGAUCCCAGCUAUCUGGGGAUAUGUGAAAUGUAUGUGUGUUAUGUGCAAAAGUUGACUUUAUGUAUUUUAAAGUGUUUUAUGUAUUUUUGCAACCAUGUGCUCAAUGGAGUCUGCCUCUAUCCCUGGAUAAUUGGAUUACUUUUCCCCAUUGUCUCCAGGAUAGGGGGCUCUGUAAAACCAGUUUGAGCCAGAUAUCCAUGUGCCAGCCAGGGCCCAAAAGAUACUUUUACUAACUUUUGAACCCCUGGUCGGAUUCAUGCCAUUUUUUAAUAUGUUGUUCCCCUGAAUGGAUUGAUUGUGAAUAUGUAAUUUUAUGUGAAUGUGAUGUAUGGUUUUAAAGUUAUGAAAGUUGGGUAGAAAGUAUGUUUUAACUGUAUGUGUAAUUGAGUUUCCUCUCAGGAUAAGGGGAGGGAAUAUGUGGGAUGUAAUUGAUAUGUGAUUGGUUGUUUUAUACCUCCCUGUGGGCGGUCCUGUAUGUGAAAGGCUGUAAUAAAAACCAGGCUGGGUGUGCCAGCACUUGAGUUCCUGUUUUAACCCUCAAAGUAAAGUGUCGUCUCAUUAUUGGGGGAAGGAUUUAUUGUAUGCUGUUCCAGUUUGACUGCUAGGAGAGUAAACCUAUUCGUAUGGUUCCUAUUCAACUGUCUACAGCAUUCAUAUGCUUGGGAGAAUUUAUUUGUUUCUCCGGUUCGGUGAUUGUGGUGUCUGCCAGAGUGCUUGGAGUCCUCAGGAAGCGCUAGGAGCAUCCUUUAACGGAGGUACCCAGUCGGGGUGCCAGGUGAUCCGUUACAUGCAUGUAUUAUUUAUUACACACAAUAUACGUAUUUCCUUCAUAUCCCUGACAGCGCGCGAGCAGUGAGGAGCAGGAAGAACAGACUGUGCUCCCUCACUGCCGUCAGCUUCCUGCUUCCUCUCCUCCCGGCCGGGUACAUUUUAGGCACCUGUGAUGUGGGGAGAGCAGGUGCCUAUUCUGCCUUAACAGUAAGCAUCUACUCACAGCUCGCUGGGCCACAGAGAUAUUCAUCGUGGGCCACGAGUUUGACAUGCUUGCUGUAGAGGAACAACAAUAUCUGCCAGAAGCCACUAGUUACAAUGCCUGUAAAGAUGCUGAAAAUGUAACCAUACCCCCCUCUUUCAAACAGUACCGGAAGUUUUACUGUGUGAUAUCAUUCUUACAGUCAGGGAGGGGGAGGAGUUACGUGACUGCCAUUUCACAGUCAGCAUUAUCAUUCAGAACAUUGAUAAACAUUUCAAUAGUAGUUUUAGUUUUAAAUAUCUUUAUUUUAGAAAUAUAUGAUUUAAAGGGACACUAUAAACACCCAGACCACUUAAAGUCAUCAAAAUGGUCUGGGUACAUUGUCCCUGGCCCCUCAUUCCUGCAAUGUAAAAUAGUUGCAGUUUUAGAAAAAUAGCAAUGUUUAGAUUGCUGUACUAAGACUGCCAUUAUUGGUGUCUACGGCUAAGUGACUAAAGGGUUAUUUAACCCUUUACAAUGCACAGGGGCUGAGUGAUAGGAAUACAGUGUUCCUUUAACUGUAACUGUAAAUGGGCAUUAUGCAGACAUUCUUUUUAUAUUCUGUUGCAAUGUUUAGUAAACUGCACUACUACUAAUGCCUUCAGGGUCCUUACAAAUACCUAUACAGGCAAGUGUUUGAUAAUUUUUUAUUUACAUUUCAUUGUCACACCUACUGUAUGUGAGGAUAAUUGCAUUUUUGCUUUUAUACUAACGUUUCAGACUCUGUGUGAAGUAUUGCAAGAUAAAUUACACUUUAUACUGUGUAAAACUUUUCAUUUCACAAUUUUUUUUUAUAUAAGGAUGUAAUAAAAAAUAAAAAAUUUUACAAAAAAAUUAAGUUUGUCUGAUAAGCGAUCUAUACACAAUAUUCCUGUGUUCUGGUAUGUUUAUAUGCUUGCUACACAUUGUACUUGGCAGACAAACUUAAAUAUUAAAAAGAUGCCUGUCAGUGAAGGGGUUUUAGUAAACACAAAUUAUGCAACACUAUCUCCCCUCCCUUUGAAUCUUUGCGCAUACUGGUGAAUAUGCAGCAAUGUAGUAGGUAGCUGAAAUUCUAAAACAAAAUUCAUAAAAAAUCACUCAUAGAAAUACAAACUUACAUUUUCCCUGAUUUUCACUAACACACAACACUCUGCAUCCACACACUAUGUGUGUGACAUGCGAUGGCAUUUUGGAUCAGGAGAUGUCACAUGAGAUGAUCGUGGGAUUGACUAUUGAAUGGCAUGGCAUGUGGGAUCAUGGAAUGGAAUAUGGAAUUGAAUGACAAGUGUAAUAAUAUGAUGAAGUAUGGCUUGUGAAUUUAUCUGGCCCCAUUCACCAUCUCUAUGUGAAGAAUUAAAGGGAAGGGUCCAAACUGGUAACUCUUCUUUGCCAAUAAUAAUGCAUCUGUUAUACUUAUCUUACAAUUAUUACCCUACUUUUCUACUCUAAUAACCCCCUGCAUUACCAUUACAGCCAAUUGACAGUUUAGGUGAUCUCUCCCUAUUAUAAUACUGUAUUUUUUCAAUCUAACUCUCCUCUCCUUUUCAACGAUUGCUCCCUAUUAUUUGGACUUGAUUCUGAAGGGAUUUUGGCGAUUGUAUUAAAUAGACCAGACUAUAGAAACGAGGACUUUUUGCAGGAUAAGGAGCAGUAUAAAUGUAUAGAAAUAGGCACUUUUAAGCCUUCAGAUAAUUGCUACCUUUGAUUACUGCCAUACUUACCUAAGCUGUGUCUAAAGUUACUUACCUUCUCCCUCCUUCUAUCUCUCCAGAUCUUCCAACAUCAUCUCGCUUUGUAUACUUAUCUUACAAUUAUUACCCUACUUUUCUACUCUAAUAACCCCUGUAUUACCAUUACAGCCGAUUGACAAUUUAGGUGAUCUCACCCUAUUUUAAUACUGUCUUUUUUCAUUUUAACCCCCCUCUCCUUUUUCAACAAUUGCUCCAGAUUAGUAGGACUUGAUUCUGAAGGGAUGUUUAUUAUACUAAGAGGGAAUAUAUAGAGACACAAUAUAUCACAAGCUGUCUUGAUCUUCAGGAUCACUUCUGAGGAUGCUCCAGGGGGCUAAGUUAGGGUUUACCUAUGUAUAGUAGGAGAUAGGAGACUCCAUUGCAGUCGUUUAUACAGGGACUUAUAUCAUUAGCAUCCAUGAAGGUGCUAAAGGAUAUCAGUAUCAUGCACUAAUAGAACUCAUGUAGGUGCAAGAGCUUAUACUUAUUUCUGGUCUUUUUGCAACCUUGAAGGUGCAGUAAUUGAGGGGUUUUGGCGAUUGUAGCGGAGAGGUAGUAUAAUCCACAGUAUCUCCGCUGGGUAACAGGAACAGCAUAAAAUAAUCCAAGUAAAUAAAUACAUCAUACAAUAAUCCCAGUAUCGUAGUAAGAAUCCUUCCCUCCCAAGAACUAGACGACACAUAGGAUGGGAGUCAACUGAGGUUUUAUUCACAGGUCACAGUAUUUAUGCAAGUCCCCAUGCAAGGGGUUUCCCUACUGACAUUGCAGGGGUUGUACAGUAGGGGACUGCAUGGGGGACUUAACAAUCUGGACAUUUCUCCCAUCAUGCACUGCUGGACGAGAGGGAUACUCCUACUAGAAUAUACAGUUAAGUAGAUUAUCCCUCCGUGCAACAGAACCAAUAUUUAACAUUAAAAUCCAUAACUUUCACAUUACUCGCUCUAUUUAAACGAAUGGACGUUCGGUAAAUAGCUGGGGUCUGGGUAUACAGUUCGUGAGAAUACCGCUCAGAUCCCAGCAUAACUAACCGAACGCCGCGCGAAACACACAUUAAAUUCAAGUUAUAUUCAAAGUACCGAUUGACAUUAGGGGAACAAACUACCGAACGCCCGGGGCUCCCGAACGGCCUGGAAGUCCAGCGGUAUUCGUGCCGCUGAGUAGCCGAUUUUAGUUCCAGGCGCUCGACGACCAAAUACCGCUGGGCUUAACAAAGGAACCAAGAUGGCUGACCACCGCGUGGUCGGUAGCCGAACGACAGCCCCCUAGGGAGACAAUAACCCCCUGUACUACCAACCUCCUGUGUGUGGUCGCCCAUUCGAUAGUUUAUUUGUUUCACGAACAGUGUUGAAACGCACUGUUCGUGAAACUACAGUAUGAAUGCUGGGGUUUUCAUGCCGCCAGCAUUCGAAUGCCCUUGUUCGCCUGAAAUGUAGAUACAGGAAUACACUUGGUUCUAACAGCUUUAAAGGCAUAUAAACAUAUUCAUACAAUUAUAGUCUUAAGUAGCUAGUUUUGCCACAGUGAUUGUUUUUUAAUAGUCCAGACUAUAGAUAAGUGGGAUUUUUGCAGGAUAAGGAGCAGCAUAUAUGUAUAGAAAUAGGCACUUUUAAGCCUCCAGAUAAUACCUUUGAUUACUGCCAUACUUACCUAAGCUGUGUUUAACAUUACUUACCUUCUCCCUCCUUCUAUCUCUCCAGAUCUUCCAACAUCAUCUUGCUUUGUAUACUUAUAUUACUAUUACCCUACUUUUCUACUCCAAUAACCCCCUGUACUACCAUGACAGCCAAUUGACAAUUUAGGUGAUCUCCCCCUAUAAUAAAUACUGUUUUGUUUCCCCAAUUAAACUCCCCUCUCUUUUUUUCAACGAUUGUUCCAGAUUAUUUGGAUAUUGUAAUUAUGAAAUGAUUCUGAAGGGAUGUUUAUUAUACCAAUAGGGAAUAUAUAGAGACACAAUAUAUCACCUGUUGGCUUUAUUUUUAGGAUCACAAUAUCUAAUUAGCAUAUAGAUAUAACUGUCAGUUUUAUGUUUAUUUUUGGCAAUGGAUAAAUAAACCCUUUUAUAUCAUUGAAUUGACGGUUAAAUGGUUAUCGUUUGCUAUAUUGCAGCAAUCUUCUCACACAUUGUUUACUGUUGAAGACAUUUCUUUCAAUCAAUUACUUAGUUUUAUGAAAUACCAAACCAGGGAUUCUAACAUGAGGUUUCCCUGAUUUAUAAUUUUAAUUAUUAGGUAUGCUGUUUAUUAGAAACAUUGAACUAAAUACAUACAAAUGCUUGAAACUGCAUGCACUGAAGCAAUACAAAAUUGAUCUACCUUAGUGACCAUGCAGGACUCUUUGCAUGCCUGAGCAGUUUCACAUUGUCUGUGCAUGUGCAGGGCUUUAUGUUUAUCAAGUGUCAGAACACGGGAGGCUUACAUGGUCCUUUAAUAAACCCCACCCCUAGACCCCCACAUGUUCCAUCCUUCCAAUGUAAAAUGUUACACUGCCCUAUCUUUAGACUAAUAAUAUCAUAGUGUGAUUUGAUGCCUACAUGUCAUUAUAAUUGUUUUUAUUUGAUACUAACAUGGUAAAUUUGAUUAAUUCUCCCUAUUUUGAUAUUUGACUUCUUUUUCCAGUUUAGAACUGGUUGCACACGCAGAAGACCCAAUAACCGAGAAGGAGUUGACCGCAUGUCCAGCCAACAACACAGAUGCAAGCUAUCUAAUGGAUGAAGCUGAAACAGACAAGUUGUCCUCGAAAGAGUCUGAGACAGACAGAUUAGGUUCCAAGGAAUCAGUGACAGACAGAUUAGGCUCUGAGGAAUGAGAAAGAUAAACAAGAAUGUCUGUAAUUCAAAGUUGCAGAAAACUGUUAUUUCUACUGAUAUAAAGAUAAAUAAAGACCACAAAUUGUGCCAAAAUUCUAUUAUUAACGGUAAAUUUGGGGCAAAAGCAUUAUUAUUUAUAUCUAACACAGCGGUGAUGCACCUUUCACCUAUUUGCAUUAUCAAUGCCGUUGGCUGUCUGUAACAUUCAACCUGUGAUGUAGUUGAAAAGACUGUUAAGGCACAAUGUUUUUUGUUUUUGUUUUUUGGUUUACAAUGCAGUGUGAGCAAAUCAAACUCAACAUUGGGAGUUUAACAAGUAAAUCAAGAGUUAGGACUGGGUUUAAAGAGACACUCCAGACACCCAGACCACUUCUGCCCAUUGGAGUGGUCUGGCUGCCAACUCGCACUACCCUUAACCCUGCAACUGUAAAUAUUGCAGUUUUCAUAAACUGCAAUAAUUACAUUGCAGGGUUAACUCCUCCUCUAGUGGCCACUAGAGGGCACUUCCUGGUCUAUAGCACAGGUCUGUGCUAUAGCGUCGCUGGACGUCCUCACGCUAUGUGAGGACCUCCAGCGUCACUAAAAUCCCCAUAGGAAAGCAUUAAAAGCAUUUACAAUGCUUUCCUAUGGGGAGGUCUAAUGCGCGUGCGUGGCAGUGCCGCGCAUGCGCAUUAGGUCUCAUCCUGCCGGCAGCCGCGCCUGCGUAAUCGUUCUCCCCCACUGGCUGACGUCGGCUGGGGAGGAGCGUGGGCGGACCCUAAACCACCGCCGAGGGACAUCGCCGGUGGUCUCAGGUAAGUCACUGAAGGGGUUUUCACCCCUUCAGCAACAUGGGAUGGGGGGUGGGAGGGAGAUUGCCUGAUUGAAUGUAUCCACAUUACUUUUAGUUACCUUCCUAUUAGUAUCUUUUUGUUUAUACUUAAUUUCAAAGGACUGAUUUAUCAUCUCCGGAAACACAUUCACAAAUUGUACAGAUGCACAUUAACAUAUUAUGAGUUAAGAACAAGUGGCAUGUAAUUAUAUUACUUGUAAGUAUAUCUCAUGUAUACAUUUUAAACAGGCACAUUUCUAGGAAUGUUUUACCUUUUUACAUUCAUUUUUGUCAUAUUGCAGGAUAUUCUAAAUUAGUAGUAGCAAUCACUGGACACUUGGUCCCUAUUGGAAGCUAUAGCUAGUCCUCAAGAAGAAUGACUAAUUAAGUGGCACACAUGGGCCAAGAUGAUCUAAAUAUAUUAAUGUGGACAACAUGGGUCAACUAACAAGCCAUGGAAUACAAAUCUGUAUUUCUUACACCAUUGUUCCCCCCCCCCCAACCCCCCUGCAUCCCGGCACUCAGGGCCAGAUUAAGAGCCCAGUGGGCCUGGUGCUGACAAUUAUUAUGGGCCUAGUUACAAAAUCUUAUCGACCAAAAGCACUAAAACAGUCCUACCUCCUAAGCGUCAUGUAUCUGAUGGAGGUGAGCUGGAGGGAAACAAAUACUGUAUGCUAAUCUCACGCUUUCAUCUUUCAAGUAAACCCAUAGCCCCUAACAGCAGUGUCCAGUAAAGCAUGAAGCCUAUGGAUGGGGUAAAAGGGUGGGCCACUGAAACAAAUCACGUAACCAGAACUGCCGAAAGGGGCGAACAUACACAAAAAGGGGGCAUGUCUGUGUCCCCAUGUAUCCCAGUGUCCCCAUGUCCCUAGGAUACUAGGGGACAUUGAGAGACAUUGGGACACUGGUAGACAUGGGGACACUGAGAUACUAGGGAACACCGGGAGACCUGGGGACACUGAGACUCUUGGGAACACUGGGAGACAUGGGGACACUGGGUGACUUUGAGACAUGAGGGGACACUGGGAGACAUGGGGCACUGAGACACUGUGAUACAUAGGGGACACUGUAGACUUGAUAAAAACCUGGGUACAGGUCAAAACGUUGUGGUGUCCAAUAAACCUGCUUAAAUCUAUCACAGUGAGUGCCUGAGAUUUCUUUCUUUUAUACUAGGGAACACUGAGACACUUGGGGACACUGUGAGACAUGAGGACACUGGGAGACUAGGGGAUUCUGAGAGACUAGGGGACACUGAGACACUACGGACACUGGGACACUGAGAGACACCAGGGACACUGGGAGACAUGGAGCACUGAGACACUCUGAUACAUAGGGGACACUGUGAUACAUAGUGGACACUGGAGACUUGAUAAAGAUAUGGGUACAGGUCAAAAUGUUGUGGUGUCCAAUAAACCUGCUUAAAUCUAUCACAGUGAAUGCCUGAGAUUUUUUCUUUUAUAUUAUACUACUAGUGUCCCUUAGAGUCUGUGUCCCCAUGUCUCAAAGUGGUUUGAUGUCACUAGGACAAUAGGUGACACUUAGAGACAUUGGGACACUGAGAGAAUUACUAGGGGACUCUGGGACAUUAGGGACAUUGAGAGACACCAGGGACAUUGAGAGACAUGGGGACACUGAGAGACAUGGAGACACUGAGACACUAGCGACACUGGCUGGGAGACAUGGGGACACUGAGAGACUAGGGGCCACUGGGAGACAUGUGGCCACUGUGUCCCUAGUGUCUCAGGGUCCCCAUGUUCCCCAGUGUCCCAAUGUCUCAGCAUCCCCUAGUCUCUCACCGUCCCCAUGUCUCGCAGGCUUGGAGCUGCUGUCUGGACUCUCUGUGCAGAGCUGCUCCCUCGUGGAUCAGUGUGUAGAGAGAGGCAGGGAGGGAGAUGCUGUAACUUCUUAUCCCUGCUUCUCUCCACACAAAUAGCGGCGACCCCUACUGGCCAGCGCUGGUAUUGCAGAAUAAUCUCUGUUUACCUGCACCGGCUAGGCAGCCUCAAAUACCUGAGAAAUACUUCUGAGAAAUACCUGGCAUCCAUAAGAAAUACAUGAGAAAUACCUGGCAACCCUAAGAGUAGUAUGUAAAAAAAAAAAAAAAAAUUUAAAUUGUUUUUUUUUUUUUAAAUAAAUGGGCCUAUUCCAUGGGGCUGGGCCUGGGCCUGCAGCUCCAUCAGCCCCCAUGUUAAUCCGGCCCUGCCGGCACUGCAAGGGUUAAAAAAAUCUUUUAACACUUACCAAUUCCAGCACUGAUCUCCCAUGGUGCUGGGUCUAUCACAGUAAUAUUGUUAAACAAAAACCCAACUUGGCUAUCUUACAAAUGGUUUAUUAAUUUUCAUCAUAUAGCACAGCUUGGUGACUGAACCCUUUGGAUGCAAUCAAUGUGUUUGCAAAUUUCAACUGUUGUAAAUAGCAAUAAUUAUACAAUAUAUGCUUUUGUACAGCAUGUCUCAAGAAAAUAUCUGGCCACUGAAAUGUAGGGAUGUUUGGUACUACAGGAUACAAUAAUAAAUAAAUCCACUUUCCAAAUGCAGCAUAUAAGAUCAGAUCAAGAAACAUUUGAUGAUUAUUUAACCAUACUUGUACACAAAGAAUAUGUUGGGGUUUUUCUGUUGUUUUUUUGCAUAGCAUACUUUUCAAUUUAUUUUAAAAUAUAUGAUUUGUAUAAUAAAGAGGACAAAUUUUAUAAACUAUCUCGCUACUGCCUUUUGCAUCCAAGAUCCUUAUAAGAGUUGUGUAUGCGAGAUUGACAGACUUCCUUGAGUCCAACUCUCUGCUAGACCCACUUCAGUCUAGUUUCCACACUAAGCACUCUGUGGAAACGGCACUGACCAAAGUAUCCAAUGAUCUACUCGCUGCAAAAUCUCAUGGUCGCUAUUCUAUCCUAAUUCUCCUUGACCUUUCUGCUGCUUUUGACACUGUUGAUCAUCAACAGCUUCUUCUCAUCCUCCGCAAUAUCGGUCUACAAGAUAUUGCUCUCUCCUGGUGCUCCUCCUACCUCUCCCAGCACUCUUUCAGUGUUUCUUUCUCUGGCUCUGCUUCUUCUCCCCAACUACUCUCUGUUAGUGUCCCCCAAGGUUCAGCCCUUGAUCCCCUACUGUUCUCCAUCUAUACUGCCUCCCUUGGUAAACGCAUUAGCUCCUCUGGCUUCCAAUAUCAUUUCUAUGCGGAUGACACGCAAAUCUAUCUGUCCUCUCCUGAUCUCUCCCCGUCCCUCUUGACUAGUGUCUCUGCUAUUUCUAACUGGAUGGCUGCCCACUUCCUUAAACUAAACUUGACCAAAACUGAAAUUGUGGUCUUUCCUCCCUCAAGUGUUGUUACUCCUGUGUCUGUCUCCUUCCAAGUCAACGGUGCUGCCAUCAGCUCCACCACGCAGGCUCACUACGUAGGUGUUCACUUUGACUCUGACCUCUCCUUCACACCUUAUGUUCAGUCUAUCACCAAAUCCUGCCGCUUCCAUCUUAAAAAUAUUGCGCGCAUCUGACCCUACUUAACGCCAGAUGCAACUAAGGUGUUGGUCCAUUCCACUGUCCUUUCUCGCCUUGACUACUGUAAUCAGCUUCUCAGUGGUCUUAUGUGCUCCCAACUUGCGCCGUUACACUCCAUAAUGAAUGCGGUGGAGAGGCUCAUCUUCCUGUCCGCCUACAUCUCCCACGCCUCACCCUUUUGUCAGUCCCUACAUUGGCUUCCUGUAAGAUAUAGGGCUCAAUUUAAAAUUUUUGUUCUUGCUUUCAAAUCUCUACAUAAUGCUGCUCCCACCUAUCUAUCCUCCCUAAUACACAAGUAUGUCCCGUCUAGGCCCUUAUGCUCUGCUGAAGACUUACGUCUAUCUUCUGUCUGUACUCCCACCUCUGAUGCUUGCCUUCAAGACUUCUUGAGGGCUUCACCAUUUCUGUGGAACUCACUUCCCUCCUCCUUUAGAUGCUCACCCAGUCUCCACUCCUUCAAAAAAAUCAUUAAAAACCCUCUUCAUAAAAGCAUAUCAAUUAAACUUUUGAUAGCUCCCGAGUGAUUCCACUGUUGCAACUGUCAUUAGUCUAAUACUAUUCUUACCUUUUGUGUCACUUUACCCCACUCACUCUAGCAUGUAAGCUCAUUGAGCAGGGCCCUCAACCCCUCUGUUCCUGUGUGUCCAACUUGUCUGGUUACAACUACAUGUUUGUUCAUCCACCCACUGUAAAGCGCUGUGGAAUAUGCUGGCGCUAUAUAAAUAAUAACAUAAUAUUAAUAAUAAUAAUAAAUUGUUACAACAUUGGUGUUUAAGAAAAUAGUGCAAACUGUGCCAAAUCUUGAAGUCCCUUGGUGUGCUGGUCCUAUUUUUUUUUAAUAGAGGUGUGUAUGUUGCCAUAUUAUGCUUGAAUUUAUGGGUGCUGCAGUUGCUUUGCAGUGUUGUAUAUACGCGUAUGUGGGCUAUUGUGGGCUGAGAAGCUGCUUGUUGGGUUGUGUGCACGUGUGUUGAUUGUCAGUGGUGUGUAUCUAGUUGUGUUGGAGGCUUCCCUGGGGUCCAGUGGAGGCUGGGUUGGCCAGGUCAAGGGCAGGAGCUGCUGUGGGCUGCUCUACUCCAGUGCGGAUUCACGUUCACAAGUGCUGGGAGGAAGAUUUGAGAUCACUUCCUCUGAGGGCUGCAGUGUGUAAAUUGAGGAUUGUCCCUCAUCACCUUUUUGCAAAAGCAGAUAGCUGAAGUUCCAUUGGGACUCCUGAUAGGCCAGAGCCUGUUUGGCUCCAGCAUCCCUGAGUGCCGUGCAAAGGCACCUCAAAUGAAAUGCAUGGCACAUGUGCCAUAGGUUGCUGACUCCUGACUUAGGUAAUGCAUAUUCACAAAUAGGCAGAAUGGUAUGCUAAUUUAAAUAAAAUAGUGC
Messenger RNA from Pelobates cultripes (western spadefoot toad), 76270 nucleotides. The record is from the annotation of a GenBank genome assembly. Lineage: Eukaryota; Metazoa; Chordata; Amphibia; Anura; Pelobatidae.